GGCAACCGAAGCAACACAUGGCAACGACCCGUUCAACCUGAAUUCCCUGUUUAAAUGGAGAUAACUGGAUAAUAAUAUUUAAAAGCCAUUUUAAAUAGUUAAAAUUAGAGGUAUAUAGUUUUUAAUUUUAUAAAUCAUAGUUAUGUAUUUUUAUGAAAAAUUAAAUCUCUACCUAAGUCAUAAAUUUAAAUUACUUGCCUGUCUUUUUUUUUUGUUUAAGUUUAAGUUUAAAAUUAAAAUAGUAUAAAAAAUGUAUAGUAUUAGUAUUAGUAUACUAUACUAUACUAUAGUGAAUAGUCAAGUAAUAGCCUAAAUUAAAAUUGAGACACACUAGUGACUAGUCAAUAGUUUUUAGUCUUGUGGUCACUUGUGGUGUUUCGCCUCUUUAAAUACAUUAACUUUAAUUAUCUCAAUCAAUAACUCCUUGUUGUCUCUCAAUCAUCAAGGUAGAUGAUUUAAUAAUGAUUUUAUUUUCAAUGAAUCUUAUAGUAAGUUGAGUUGAGUGUACAGACGGUGGAUAUUGCCAUAAAUGCCACUAUAGCAUCACUAGCAAGUGUGGUGCAACGAAAAUGCCUCAGUAGAGUCAGUAUUUUAUAUAUUUUAAAAAUACCCCAUACCUCAGUCCCAGUAUUGAGUAUAUAAAUUAUACUACUAAUAAUAAUAAUACUAUUCCCUACUAUUACUAUUGCUGAGGCUUAGAGUAGUUGCAGUUAGGAGUAGUCAAAGGGCCCAGGGCUCAAACGCAACUGCUCAUUAAUUUUUUUGUAUAAAUUUCUCAACAAUUCUAGCGAAACUCACUCAUAAUGAUAAUUUAUAAUCAGUUUAGUGAUCAUACUAUUCAUAUUGAGUUUGAAGAAGAAGUAUCAAUUAAUUCGGCCUAAGUAAUUAUAACCAUUUGUCACAUGCAACUAACCGGACCUUAUAUAGGAAUAGGAGUGGAAGAAGUCACUAGCAAGCAAGUACGUAGUAUGAGAUGAUUUAUUGCAUCAUGCCUUGCAUUGUGCUAGUAACCUAUGUCAUUGGAAGAAACUCAGUUACGCUUAGAAAUCAUCCACAACCUAAAAGCAUUUGCCACCCCCAGCAAGUGCAGAUCCUCAGAAAGGGAUUGUGACACGGGUUAGCCAAACCCAAAAGGGAGCUGACUUCCUGUUUGACAAUGAGGAAAGGUUGCAUGAUUGGCACCUGGAAUGUUAGAAUGUUGUGGGAGGAGGGGAAAAAAGAGGAAGACCAAGAGACACUUAGACUUAGAAGAGGGGAUUAGAGGUAGAGAAGUAGAGAAUGAAGAAAAGUUGGGCUGAACUAGCAAAGAUAGCCCAGGACUAUGACAGAUGGAAAAGUAUUGUUGAUGGUCUAUGUUCCAUUUGGCUGAACUAACAAAGAUAGCCCAGGACAAGGACAGGUGGAAAAGUAUUGUGAUUGCCUGUGCUCCAUGGGGAGUAAGAAAGGCUGAGAAGAAGACUUAUAUCAUGUAAUGUUCAUAUUUUUUUAUUUUUUCCUUUAGCAUGAAUUAGAGUACUAAAUAUGAUACAUUUUGAAGAAAGUAUAAACUCUAGAACUAGGCCUAAGACAAAGUGCUUUAAUGCUGAUUUAAUUAUAGCCACAGGCAAAGCCUAGUGAUGAGUAGUGAUUGGUUACUAUCUUUAGGCAAUAGCAAAGUCAAAUCUGUAAAUUAAAGAAUACUUUUGAAGAACUGUAACUAAUUUAUUAGGCCUACAGACUACAGAAAAUGUCUUGUUUUUUUUUGCCUAAUAAAACACAUAAAGAUUAUAACUAGGCCUACCAGCUAUAGCCCAUGCAACAGUGGCGGCCGCAAUGCUUGAACUUCCCAUCUACUUAAUUUAAAUAGACAAAACAUAGAAUUAAGUAACGCACUUGACAAGAUUCCCAAUUAAUUAGUGCUACCCCACUUCCUGAGUACACCACUGCCCCUGAUCUAUAAUAAUAUUCUAUUGUCCUACCCUGUUUGUUUUACAAUGCAGAUAAAUUACACCAACAGCAAUAGCCUGCAAACAAUGGCAGCCACAAUGCAUAAACUUCCUAUCUACUAAAGUUACUUUACAAAAUAUGCAUUCAAAUAACGCACUUUAUAACAAUCCCAAUAAGUGCGCCCCCCCCCCCUCCCCCGUUGAAAACAGCACAUUCUUUUUUCAUUUCCCUAUGCCCCGGAGUUAUAUUAAUAUUCUAAUGUCCCACCACCUUUCAUAUCACUUAUUUAUAAAACUAAUAAACCCAUAUUUAAAUUGAGGCAAUUUUUUUUCCAUAAAACAAGAAAAUACUACUUGCCAACCUCACAUGCUGUAUUUUUAAGAACCUCUUUUAGCGCAGUUAUUGGGAAUUUUAUUUAGUGAAAUCAGCUCCAUCUGGUCAGUAGCGACAGUUAUGUACUCGGGUAUUUUGAUAUUACAUUCAAAAAAAAAUAAAUGGUUCAUCUCACCUCUGCUUACUACUUCUGUUUACUACUUCUUUCCAGCUAGUCUUAGUUUGAUUUUAAAUGCAAAAAUCUUACUUAGGGCUGCUAAGGCCUAGGGAAAAUAGAAUUUUCAGUUUAAUUUUUGUUUAGUCCUUCAGAAACAGACUUUGCCAUGGCCCAUGAUAUGUAAUGAAAACAAACUUAAUAACCUACAACUACAAUAAAUGAGUGAGAGACCUAUCAUAAGGCCCCUAUCACACAUUUAAUGCAGAACUUUUUUUAGCAGACAUAUUUGACUUAAAGAUAAUUUUGAGAUAUUUUACAUGUUUAAUCUUCUUUGAUAAAUCUAAAACAUAAAAUAUUUACCAGUAUAGCCUUAGCCUCAGUCUUCUUCUUGUCAUUUACUUAAAAAUAAUUCUCAGCUGUUUCAAUUUAUUUAUUUUGAAACAGAAAUGGCAAAUGUCAAGAGUUUAUUACCAGAGAGCCAUGGUGUUCAAUUCACUUCUCGUCCUGCACUUAGAACUAGAGAAAGUCUUGGACCUUGUACACUGAGUCAUACUAGUUAUACAUCGUCAGCUCAAAAUUUGGGUAUGUGUUUUAUAAUAACAAUUAAUAUACUUGUUUUUGGCUUUGUUUCAACUUUUUUAGUAUGGAACUAUGAAGCAUCUCACAUUAUAUUAUUUGAAAUGAGAUGCUCGGAGGCUGAAUGGUUAAAACUGCAUCAAUCCCAGGCCAGGCUUGUUACAGUAGUUCAAUCCCCAGCCUAUACAACAACAAAAAACAGCAUCAGCACACUGGGGAGAUGGGACUGGUUAACCUUGGAUGGUAACUAAUCUAAGAGAAGGCAAAAUCUUAAAUUAAACCCAGAGCUGGAGUCCCGCAGGCACUAAGACACUGAAACAAUGAAAAUUCUGACAAAUCUUGCAACCGGGGCCGGACUUAGGCCACUGCAACCUAUGCGGCCGCAGUGGGCCCGCACUUUUUUUUCUAAUACAAAAUCUUAAUUUUCACUUAUUAUCCUUAUCCCUACCCAGACUGGACCCCGCGCAAUCCGUUUUGCAUAGGGCCCCUCAAUUGUUAGGGCCGGCCGGCCCUGCUUGCAACUCAGAACGCAUAAGAGCACAGUGAAACACGAGAAACACUUCUGAUCAUCCACUGCAUCCUGGUCUACCUUCCAUUCAUCUUGACUAAGUCCUGCCAUUGGAAGAAAUAGACAAUGAUGAGAGAGAGAGGCUGACAGAUUGAGCAACUCUCCCUCACUUAAUCCAAAAUACAGCUCCAAGUCCAGGCUACUACUCAAGAUGAAGCCUUGGUCAUCUUCGCAUGCCAAGGACAAACUAUAUACCUAGCUGAAAUAUAGUCAUUGUUAAAAACUGUAUUCCAUUUUUUUUUUAAAUGCCUAACAGUUCUACAGGGUAAUAAGGGGAGAGACUGCAAUCAGGUUAGUACAAUAUAAAAUGAGUAAAACAGAGUAAAGUUAAACUUGAAUAAAUGAACGCAACAAAACAAUGAACGUGUCGGCAGAAAGCCUUUGUCAGCGAACAAAGCAACAGAAAAAACGGUUUAAAAUUAAAUAUAAGAAUAAGAAAUUGCACUUAGCUGGGAAGUAGUAUACGUGGGCGGCAAAAGAAAUGUGGCAAAAGGUAAGUGAUUGAGAGGUUAAAUAAGGAAGAACGAAAGAAAGGAGGAGAAAAAAAUUCACUGUGAUAGGUCAGAACGUGAAGGGGCAGAGCUAGGGUCAAGCUGUGAACAGAGACAUAACAUUAAUCCCAUGUGGCGUCAAAGUGCGUAAGUCAGGAUAAGCCUGUGUUCCAAAUUGACCUGGCUGGGGGUGUUCGUGCUAGCCACAAUCGCACUUAUAGAAAAGUCCGCCUUGCCCUGGUGGUCACUACUAUUGAAGUGUUAGGAUACGGGACACUGCUUAUCUUGUGUAAUGUUGCAGAGGUGUUCGGUACACCUGUCAGAGUGUCGGUGUCCAGUCUCCCCUAUGUACGUCAUCUGACAGCGGGUGCAGACAAUGGCGUAGACAACGUUGCGGGUUGUACAGAGGAAACCGUCGCAUAUCUGAAAACUGCCCUUAGGGAAGCGUAUGUGUUGAGUCUGGACAACAAAAGGGCAAGUGUUGCAAUGGCUGCUUCCACAUGGCUUGGUCCCAAAGUGGGAGGGGGGAGCGUUGAUACGACUGCGCACAAGAAGGUCUCUCAGAUUUUUAUCGCGUCUGAAAACAAUGAGAGGUGGGGAAGAGAAAAUUUAGCGUGUGUCGUUUCUGCGAGUAGUAUAGAUCGAUGUUUAAGGAAAACUCGUUUAGCAAUCAGAUUGUGAGGGUGAUAAGUUAUAAUGAGUUUUGUCUUGUCAACAUUGUCGCUCAGACGUGGCCUGAAGGCAUCAGCACGGGUAAUAUUCUUAACUCUCAGACCUCCAUUUAUUCAGGUUUAACUCUACUCUGUUUUACUCAUUUUAUAUAACAGUUCUACAGCUAUUUCUUUCAUAUUUAUAUCAUUGUUCUUUUUUUUUUUAUUCUUAGCUAUUCCUUCCAUUUUACAACUUAAGUAAGUGUUUAUCUAUAUUACCUGUUUACCUACUUUGCUUUUAAGCUUCCUUUACUUGAAUGGUUGUCAUGUUCUUACAGGUCUAAUACAUAGAGAGGGCUGUGAAUCCAUUCCCUUUCCACAUGUAGGCCUAAAAAGGUCAAGCAUUGAAAUUGAAGCUGCUUUGAGAGAAAAAGUUUAUAAAAAACUUGAUCAACUUCAAAAGGUAUUCUAAAAUUAAGCUAUGGAAUUAAAAUGUAAUUUAUUCCAUUUCACGUUCCUUACUGACAAUAAAUGUCACGAUUAGCAGUGGAAAAUUAUAUUUAUGUGAGUAUAACAUAUAAUCUAUAAACUAGCUAAAUACCCUUGCUUUGCAACUGUGUGCAUGAUAUUUUAAAAAAUAUGAUUAAGCUAUAUGAAAAGUUUAAUUAUUUUAAAAUAUCACAGCUUUUGUUUGUGAAAAUCUAAAGUGCAGCAAUUGAGUAAAUGAGAUGGGUUGAAUAAGUUUUAAAAAAUAUUGUUCUGUAAUAGAUUUUGAUAGUAAUGCAUGAGCUGUGGUGUAGCUAGGGUUGUUGCUGUCUGUGGGGUGGGGGGGGGGGAUUCUUUUUGCUCUCUUCAAUAAAAAAAACUCUGAAGGUUGCAGAAAAUGCUGCUCCUAAAUAUAAAGAAAAAAGUGCCACCCGAAACGGUGGGGGGGGGGGGGGGGGGGGGGGGGGAUUCUUUUUGCUCUCUUCAAUAAAAAAAACUCUGAAGGUUGCAGAAAAUGCUGCUCCUAAAUAUAAAGAAAAAAGUGCCACCCGAAACGGAGGUCCCACUCCUUACUCCCCUUGCAGCGUUACUGGCCAUGAGUUAUAGGGGAAACUAUGGCCAAAACCCUUAGUGCCCACCAACAACCCUGUCGAUACCUUUAAUGAUACUUAAUCAGGCAACUGACUUGCAUAGUCAUCUGUUAGAUAUUUUUAUCAUUUUAAUAGCGAGAGGACUUUUAAUCCAUGCAUCCUUUAUGAUUCUAAUCUAAAAUAUCAUAGUGUUUAUUAUGUAACUUUUUAAACUAUAUUUAUGAGGAAUUAUUUCAGAAUUUUAAUUUUUUUAAAGUAAAACUUAGUUGGGCCUAGUUAUAUUGACAAAGUUUGAGAGUGUUUAGGCCUAUAUUGACAAAGUUUGAGAGUGCAGUAUUUAUAUUGACAAAGUUUGAGAGUAUUUAUAUUGACAAAGUUUGAGAGAAGUUACAUUGACAAAGUUUGAGAGUAGUUACAUUGACAAGAUUUGAGAGUAGUUACAUUGACAAGGUUUGAGAGUAGUUAUAUUGAAAAAGUGUUAUAUUGACAAAGUUUGAGAGUAUUGAUAUUGACAAAGUUUGAGAUUAGUUUUAUGGACAAAUUUUGAGAGUAGUUGUAUUGACAAAGUUUGAGAGUAGUUGUAUUGACAAAGUUUGAGAGUAGUUGUAUUGACAAAGUUUGAGAGUAGUUUUAUGGACAAAUUUUGAGAGUAGUUGUAUUGACAAAGUUUGAGAGUAGUUUUAUGGACAAAUUUUGAGAGUAGUUGUAUUGAUAAAUUUUGAGAGUAGUUGUAUUGACAAAGUUUGAGAGUAGUUGUAUUGACAAAGUUUGAGAGUAGUUUUUUGACAAGGUUUAUAGUAGUUAUAUUGACAAAUUUUGAGAGUAUUUAUAUUGACAAAGUUUGAGAGUAGUUAUAUUGACAAAGUUUAAGCUAAAGUGGAUAAACUAAAUUUUUUCCAAAGAACCUAAUCCUUUUAUGACAGGCACUUCUCCAAAAAACUCAACUAUUGCGCUUUUACAGUAAAUCUCAAACUUCUAUCUCAUGUAGACAUCUGAAGCCUUCUGUACCUCACAAGCAGAGCCAUACAUACCAUACUUAUUCUUUUUUUUCUGUGUACAACUCUGAAAUUUCUUUAUUUCAAUAUCUGAAUUAAACGAAUAACGUAUUGUAGAGAACCUUGGUUCGUCUCUGUUCUGCCGUCAUCUCUAUUUCGUUGUGUGGAUGAUAACAUUUGUUUACUGUCACUUGUCAUUCAACAUAUUGUAGAGAACCUUGGUUCAUCUCUGUUCUACUGUCGUCUCUAUUUCGUUUUGUGGAUGAUAACUUGGUUCAUCUCUGUUCUACUGACGUCUCUAUUCCGUUGUGUGGAUGAUAACACUCGCUUACUGUCACUCGUCAUUCAACAUACAAGUAACAGAGAAUUCGUUGAAGGUUAUAGUCUUUGCUUUUUUAUUUAUCAGCUACUUCUCUCUUCUUUCUCUCUCUCUCGCACUCAGCUCUGACUCUCCCGGUUCAUCUCUCUCUUUCGUUAGUGUUUUCUCAUGUUGUCUUCUACUCUUGUCUGGCUGACUUCUUCCUCCUGUCUGUCCUCUUUCUUGUCUGGCCGAGCUCUCUCUUGUCCCUUUUAUCACCUUUUAUAAGUCCACGAAUCAGUCGUGAUGUCUCUAGAGAUUCCUUUCCAGUGCUAAUCAAUUUCUAUUUCUCUGGCACUCUAAUUAAGCUAACGCUUCCCUCCGUCUAAAUGGACAUCAACUAGCCUAGGGGUCACCAAACUGCGCCUUAAUUUACCCUUUACAAUUUUAAAUUAUUGUAUCUAGAUUUUCAUGUUAUCACACACCUGUUAACCCUCGAACUCCUAAAAUCGUACAAUUUGGUCUCAACAUCAAACAAUACAUUAUCUUAAUAGUAAAUAAAUAAACAUACAAUAUGUAAAAUGAAUACAGUAACUAAUCGCAUCGCAAUGCCUUGUGGAAUCGAGUUAAGCUGGUGUCAAAAAGUUAACUACUCUAAGUAGAUGACCGACGUUUGUAUUGCAGUCUGAGGUCACUUUGCUUUGCAGAAGUAAUUAACAAAUGAUGACAUUAUUUUAAAAACCUACCUAGUAACUGGAGUUUGUUGUUUUUAGGAAAAACUGGUUUUAAAAAAUUAUAAAAUAAUAAUCAAUUUCCAUAAAGCCUAUUCCCGCUAAUAUAUUAUUGUCGGGUAACUACCACAAACAGCAAAUGGAUGAAAAAAGAGGAACUAACAGCCCUUCAGCAAGUUCAGUUGUGCGGAGAACAGAAGAACUUGGAUAGAACAUAGUGCUAAAGAUACGUGAGAAAGCUAGGAACUUUCUGUGGUACUCUCUGACACUGAAUGAAUCUACUGAUCUCUCACAACUUCACAUGUUUAUUUGUGGUGUCAAUUGGGACUUUCAGAUAAUGGAUGAGUUUGCAUCCAUUUGCAGCAUGCAUAGAUAAACUUAUGUCUGUGAGCAAACAUUUUCAAAAAUAAAGUAUGUGAAGUCAACUCAUGGAAUGAUAGGGAUUGAAAACAAUUCUUUUGACUGGAUGCAGUAAUUCCAAACAAAACAAUGAUGAUAUUUUGAAAUGUCAGUUUCACAAAUCUUGUAACUAUCUUUUUUUCUAACGUCGCCUUCUUCGCUAACUUUUUUAGGAAAUAAAUAUGCUGGUUGUCUUUGUUUUUUUGCAUUGCAGCCACUCACUCAUGAUAAAAUUGGGAAUACUCAACUUAGUUUUUCGUCUUUUUUCCCAGAGCUUUGGCUCUGGCUUGCAAGUAUUGUACAGAAUGAUUAUCCGGCCAUCGUUGGUCAUUAACAAUUUAUAGUGACACCUAAACUAACCACUCCCUUUUCAGCUUUAAUGUCUUGAUUUAUACUUGUGUCACUGUCAAAGUCGUGAUUUCAUCCUGUUCAAAAUGACUCUAUUCAUGUUCAAAAUGACUCUAUUCCUGUUUAAAAUGUCUCACACUGUUUUAUUCCUGAGCUCAUUUUUAUUUUUACAACACUUUUACAACACACACAUAAAAAACAUUAAAAUAAUAUGCAUCAAAUCUACCAUAAAACUAGGAAAUCAAUACAAAGAUAUCAUAAAGUUGUUGCUAUUACUAUUUAAAGAAAUGAUGAUUUUGAAUUCAAUACAAUAUUCAAACAUUAUCAAAAGAUAAUUUUCUGUUUCGGUUUAAUCCUGAAGUGUCAAAGUGUCCUCUUUUUAUAGCCAUUUUCAUUGUUUCUAUAGAAUAGUAGUUACUAUCCUAGUGUCUCAUUUGUAUUUACUUAGUUUACAUGUUUUAAUAAUUGUAAAGCGCUUAGAGCUUUAUGAUAAGCGCUAUAUAAAAAUGCCUAAAUAAAUAAAUAAAUAAAUAAAAGAUGGAAGUUAGGGCUGAGUGGGGUAUUGACCCUGUGAUAUACAGAAAAGCAGAUAUCAGCACCCCCUGCAAAAAAUUUGACCUUGCAAAAAAUGGAACAGUUACUGAUUAGCUACUAGUAUUAAAAUAAAUGAAACCGUGAAGUUCUUAAAAUACUUAUAUGUAUUUGCUGCAAAUUUUGUGUCAUUAUUUUUCCUAGCAAGAUGCAUAUCUUUGGUACUCAUGACCAUGGCACUUUCUAUUUACAAUUAUUUAAUUUCACAUACUUCCUGGCUGAUUAUACUGAGUAGCCAAAGUUUGUGCAUGUGUGCAUGCAUUCUGGUGUGGGCUGCGGAUGCCAUGGGUGUGAGUUUGUGUGUAGAGGGUGUUUGGUGUGUGUCUUGUGUGUUGUUUGUGUGUAUGGUGUUUGUUUGUAUGGUUUGUGUGUGGUAUGGGUGGUAUUGUUUAUGUUUGGUGUGUAUGUGUUUUUUGUGUGUAAUUUAAAUAUUAUUUAAAGUUAUCGGAAUAGUUUCUUAUUGUUACUGCACUCCAGCUACAAUCCAGCUACAAUCAAAACCAAAAAGUAAUGUUUCGUGUGGUGCACGUCCGCAGCUAAUUCAAAGAAACAUUUUGGCGGUUCCUUUUCAUUUUGUUAUUAACAUUAUGUUAAACAUUAUUAUAUUAUUAUAUGAUUUUAAUUUUUGUUGUCGUUUUACUUUUUUGUAUUUUUACUUUUUUUACAUCGUAUUUUCCCUAGUAAACCCCAGGUAAAACUGUAAUAAUUUGUGGCAAUACAUCAAACUUUUCUGGAGAUUGACCUACAUAGCCCCUCUAUAGAGCCCCCCUCUACAGAGUCCCCUUUACACAGCUCUCCUAUACAGAGCCCCCACUACAGAGCCCCCUUUACAAAAAAGCUCUGCCCCCCCCCCCCCNCCCCCUCCAUCUCAACACCUGUUUCUUAAUUGCAAGGUAUAAUUUUGGUCGUGGGUGCUCAAAACUUGGAAAAAGAUAUAGAGCGGUCACUAAGAAGGUUGAAAACCGCUAGGUUAGAAUUAUAUUAUUAAGUUAUUAGUGCUUUGAAGACUUCAACUUUGAUGCUUUUGUCAUUGCUACUGGUUCUACGCAUGCAUUUUUCACUUCUCCUCAGUAGGUGGAACAAAUUAUAGAACAUUUUAAUCAUACAUAAUUCCUAUCUAUUAUAACUCUUCUUCCCAAUAACUAGGCUUUUAAAAUGUAUGAUGUUGAUGAUGAUGAGAAAGUAACCAAAGACGAAUUUCGUAGAGUUUUGGAAUGUAACUGUAUGCCUCUCACUUCAGAAGAGUUUAAUUCUAUUUUGGCAAAGGUAAGUUUUGUUCACUUUCCGUUUUUUUUUUAAUAUAUUGUUUUGCUUAUUUUUCUACUAAGACAUGCAUGUUUACUUUUUUACUAUUUCUUCUCAUGUUUACUUUUCUACUAAGACUUCUCAUGUUUACUUUUUUACUAAGACUUUGCAUGUUUACUUUUCUACUAAGACUUCCCAUGUUUACUUUUCUACUAAGACUUCGCUGGUUUACUUUUCUACUAAGAAUUAUCAUGUUUUAUUCUUUUUCAGUCUCUUUUACACUGGCAGUUGGUGUUAAUUACACUUUUCUGUUUUGUCCUGCUGUAUUAUGAACCAUAAUAAAACAAAAACUUGUUUCAUCAUAUUUUUAUGACUUAACAACUAAAACAAAGACUUGUUUCAUCAUAUUUUUAUGACAUAACUACUGAAACAAAAACUUGUUUCAUCAUUUUUUAUGCCAUAACUACUGAAAAAAAUACUUGUUUCAUCAUAUUUUAUGACAUAACUACUGAAACAAAGAUUUGUUUCAUCAUAUUUUAUGACAUAACUACUGAAACAAAGACUUGUUUCAUCAUAUUUUAGCCUCGCUUGAUUUGCAUCUAUAUUUGUUAUGUUAAACCUAAUUGUGAAGAUACAAAAACAAAAUUAACUACCCUGUAGUAGAUUCUGAGAUUAAAAUGACACUAAUUUUUUAAUUUCUAAAAACAGCUAUCAUUAACAAAUGGUGGUACAAGAGUCAACUAUGUAGAUUUCCUCAGAAAAUUUCAUGGUUUGGAUGCAUCAAACACGAUAGGAAAUCUAAGGUAGGAAUUUCAUUUCUUUACAUUAAGAACCAAUAACCUUUAAAACUUUGGCAUAAAAAAGGAGGCAAAAAUUGUGGAAAACAUAAGACAACUUUUUGCGUUUUUUAGUUGGUUUUAUAUAUAAUACCUUAUGAGAUAGAUUUACUUUCAUAGGAUCUUCAAGUGUGUCUUCAAUUGAUAGGGCCAAUAAGGCAUUUAUAGGAUCUGCUAGUGUGGUUUUAACUGAUAGGGCCAAUAAGGCAUUUAUAGGAUCUGCUAGUGUGGCUUUAACUGAUAGGGCCAAUAAGGCAUUUAUAGGAUCUGCAAGUGUGUCUUCGAUUGAUAGGGCCAAUAAGGCAUUUAUAGGAUCUGCAAGUGUGGUUGUAACUGAUAGGGCCAAUAAGGCAUUUAUAGGAUCUGCUAGUGUGGUUUUAACUGAUAGGGCCAAUAAGGCAUUUAUAGGAUCUGCUAGUGUGGCUUUAACUGAUAGGGCCAAUAAGGCAUUUAUAGGCUCUGCAAGUGUGUCUUCGAUUGAUAGGGCCAAUAAGGCAUUUAUAGGAUCUGCAAGUGUGGUUGUAACUGAUAGGGCCAAUAAGGCAUUUAUAGGAUCUGCUAGUGUGGCUUUAACUGAUAGGGCCAAUAAGGCAUUUAUAGGAUCUGCUAGUGUGGCUUUAACUGAUAGGGCCAAUAAGGCAUUUAUAGGCUCUGCAAGUGUGUCUUCGAUUGAUAGGGCCAAUAAAACAUUUAUAGGAUCUUCAAGUGUGUCUUAAAUUGAUAGGGCCAAUAAGGCAUUUAUAGGAUCUGCAAGUGUGGUUGUAACUGAUAGGGCCAAUAAGGCAUUUAUAUGAUCUGCAAAUGUGUCUUCAAUUGAUAGGAGCAGUAAAGCAUUUAUAAGAUCUCCAAGUGUGUCUUCAAUGGGUAAAGGCUAUAGGGCAUUUAUUCUAUUCUUGUAGUGUUUCUUUUUCUUCUAUAUUUGAGGGCCCACAUUUAUUGAUCAUUUUGACUCCUGGUUUGAAUUCAGAGUUUGCCCUCUCUUUGAUGACUUGCAGUCCAAGGCUAAUGAGUCCCAUCCACCCAGGGUGCUUGGGAUGUUUUUGCCUGUCUUGGCUUUGGUGGGGAUUGAACUUCAGACCACCAGCUGUUUGGAUCGAGUUAGUUUAAUGCUCGGCUACCCAAACUAAAAAUGAUGUUAGGGGGGGNACUUGCUGAAUAUGGGGGGGGUGGGGGGGGGGGGGUAAAAUAGACAGAAAUGGAAUGACAACAUUUAUGGAUGGCACAUCGUAGCUUUGAUACCUUUUUACUUCAACUGAAAAUAACAAAAGAAAUGUACCAGUACUCUAAUUCGUUCAUAAAGAAGACUGUAAAUUAUUUCAUACUAGCCAAUAUACCCGGCAUUUGCCUGAAUAGUAUUCGGCAAAGAGGAAAUCCUACAACUUAACAUUAAAUUUAAGCACCUUGUAAAAAAAAACAACUCCACUUUAGUAAAAAAAAAAACAACACAUUUAUAAUAACUUUUGUAAACCAUUCAUUCCCUGAUAGAAUCCCAAUCCCAGAGGGAAAACAAUCAGAUCCCAUUUCCCGAUGGUAUAUUGGUAUCCUGAGCAUUGGUAUUCUAAUCCCAGUUGUUGUGGGUUCCUGAUUCCGUUGGGAUCUAUUUUCUUGGUGUGAUCCCGAUCUUGCUUCGAUCAUAAUGCUAGAUCCAUCAAUUCACAGAGAACCUAUAGUGUUGUCUAAUUAAGUCUAUAAAUAAUUAUAUAGCUUAUAUAAGGAAAAUGAAAUGGGGCUCCAGGCCCCAGAUCUGGGGCCCCAGAGAAAUGGAUAUUAUGAGUUCAGUAUUUGAAUAUUGAUAAUCAAGUGUAUGUGCACUAAGUUUAGUCAAGAUCCAUUGAUUCAUGUAGAAGUAUUUGUUGGUAAUUUUAUUUAUACAGCUCAUAUAAGAAAAUAGGAAAUUCAUGGUCCUCUGCCCCAAAAGCGAAUGUUAUGAAACUUCAUAACCCCUUAGGAGUUCCUUCCGGAUAAUGAUGGACAUAUGUGCCAAGUUUGGUCAAGAUCCCUCAAUACAUGUAAAAACGUAUGUGGAACAAACCCACAAACAUUCACUUUUAUAUAUAUAUAUAUAAGAUUUUUUUUAAAGGUCACUCAUAUAUAUUCAUUUUUAAACUUGCUAAUUACAUAAAUAUUCCUGCUCCUCUCAGGUUGGGACUACAUACCCCAAAAGAAUUGAAUUUAGAUAUUUUAGAGAAGCUGCUUAAAGAUAAAGUAAGUAACUUUGCAUUAGGACAAUGAAACAUUGCAAUAAAUACUUUUACAUAAUAUUUGUUAAUUAAGUUGUUUGUUUCAUUUAAUAAUAGAAUUGUUUAUUUUUAUUGAUAUUCUUUGAAAUAUUAGAUAUGACAUUUUGUGCUUGGAAUUAUUAUUUAUGUUAUGUAGUUUUAUAAGAAUAUAUAUCUUCUUAAAAUAUUCUUAGUUUCUUUGAUUAUUUUCAAAAAGUUAAAAGCCAGGUAUUUCACUUCAUUCAAGAGACUUAAUAUUUCCUUUAAUAAUACCAAACAUAGGCAUACUAAUAUUGAUUCACUAAAUCUAAGAAGAUAGGCUUCAGUUAUCAAGAUGGUAGAAAGUUUCAGAAGACUGGAAAUAGGCAAAUAGUUGAUAAAUGGAGACCAACUCAUAGAAUAAAAUAGAAAUCAAUAAUGUAUUAGAUAUAUAAACAUCACUUACCAAUAGUCAGAGAAUACUAACAAGACUUAUCCCCAACAGUCAGAGAAGACUAACAAGACUUAUACCCAACAGUCAGAGAAAACUUACAAGACUUAUCCCCAACAGUCAGAGAAGACCUACAAGACUUAUCCCCAACAGUCAGAGAAGAGUUACAAGACUUAUCCUCUAAUCAAUAUACAAUAUUUAUCCCCAAAUCAAUAUAAGAUUGUUAUUAUUUUUUUAAACCCAGUGUAGGGGCCUGGAAUAAAGCAUAUUGGCAAUUCUUGCCUGAGGAGAGUUGAAUUUAACUGGGUUUUAAAAUUAAAUUUUAUUGACUCAAUGAAAGUUUUUUAAAAAAUGCCACUAAAAAUCACAUGUUUUCUAUGCCAGAUAAAUGCAAACCUAAGAUCAGUUUUGAAAGGACUGCAAAUGUCUGACUUCAACAUGGAUGGCAAGGUACAGAAGAAUGAGCUUCGGAGAGUCCUGGAGAACCACUGUUUCAAAUUUACUGAUGAGCAAUAUGAAAAGUUUGGUCAAUUUUUUACAAGGAGAUUUUUUUUAAUGUUAUUUUAAGGAAUUUUUUGUUUUAAAUGUAUCAAAUAAAUAAAUAUAUCAAAAUGUAAUAAGAAUGUUGAAUGUCUAUGUAGCUAAUGUGAUUAUGAAUGCUAAAUGACUAUACAGCUAUGUGAUAUUAAUGCUGUAUGUCUAUACAGCUAAUGUGAUAUGAAUGGUGUAUGUCUAUACAGCAAAUGUGAUAUGAAUGUUGUAUGUCUGUGCAGCUAAUGUGCUAAAAAUGUUGAUGUCUAUGCCGAUGUCCAUUAGUUGUAAUGAAUUAAGUGCAACCAAUACAAUAUGUGGCCAACUUUAGAGAGAUGGUAUUUAGGAAUGAAUUUUAUUUAUUCUGCUUUAUCUUGAAAGGCUAGGGAAAAUGUUUGUGUAUGUGGGGGGGGGGGUGGGGGGUUAUGUUUUAACAUGCUAUUUUAGCUGCACUUUAAUGAUACCAUUUGUGCUAGUAUUUCCCUGUUUAGACGCUAACAGUAAAUAUGUAACCAAUACAAUAUGUGGCCAACUUUAGAGAGAUGGUAUUUAGGAAUGAAUUUUAUUUAUUCUGCUUUAUCUUGAAAGGCUAGGGAAAAUGUUUGUGUAUGUGGGGGGGGGGGGGGGGGGUUAUGUUUUAACAUGCUAUUUUAGCUGCACUUUAAUGAUACCAUUUGUGCUAGUAUUUCCCUGUUUAGACGCUAACAGUAAAUAUGGCUUUAAAUAUAGAAUUUGCGCUAAUAUUUCCCUGAUUUUCAGAUACUGACCAAAAUUUGGCUUUUAUUUAACAUCUCGAUAUUUUAUACAACUAAAACAUGAUAUUUUAAAAUGUCUAUCAAUUUGAUGAUAUCCCUCAGACUGUGGGAUCGCUAUGACUUUCAGCACACUGGGCUUGUCAAUUACCAGGAUUUCUUUGCAAGACUGGGAGUCAUUGUUAAACUGAACAGAAACCUAUUGCCAGCAAGGACAGCAGCAGGAGGUAUUGUCUUUUUUUAACUGAAUUUUGUAUCCAUGGGUCUCUUAUAAAAUAUAUUAAAGAGUCUUUCAUUUGAUAAAUUAAAGCGUCUGUCAUUUACUGAAUUAAAAUGUCUGCCAUUUGAUAGUUUUAUGUCUGACUUCUUACAAGACUUUAUUGGUCAUUCUAAUAAUAUCCCUAAUUCCAAUAAUUUGUUAGUUCCCCAAUGGCCAAAAGGGAUUACAUCAUGGUCCAGGCACAAUAAAGGAGCAGCGGGUCAGCUGCAAUACCAGCAGAAAGAAGACGAGAAGCUUAUACGUUCCCUGACAUUAGAGCAGAUUGAGUUUGAGUUUCGAAAGAGGGUAUGUAUCCACACUCUUGGAGCUUUCUCUUUCUACAGGCACAGCAGGAGCCAGAAUGAUCAAUUUACAAUGAUCGUGAGCCCUCAAAUGUAGAAGAAGAAGCAUGGAAAUAGAAAAUAAAGCUUCUUUUACAAAUUAUUUUAAAAAUUUGUUUAUAUAAAUUAUUUAAAUAUAAUUUUAUUAAACUAUAAUUAGUUACACCAUUUUUAUCAUUUGGCUUUUUUCUUAAGUGAGACAAAAGUAUUUAGUAAGAAAAAAUAUUCAGACAUUAAAAAAUCUUGUUUUUACAGAUGCGGAACAACUAUUUGAAACUUAAAAAGACUUUUAUGUCCUUCGACAAACAUUUAGAUGGCUACGUGUCCAUUGAGGAUCUUAAAUCUAUUCUCAACAGCUUUACCUUGCCUAUGUCUGAUGAGCUGUUUCUCCAGUUAAUGGAAAGGUAGGAGAAAAUGCAAUUAAUUUUUCACUUAGACAAUCCUUCAAUUUCAAUAAAUGCUAUUUAACAUGCGAGACCAUUUUAAUUGUCAUAAAAAUCGAAACCAAAGAAACAACAAAUGAAUAAAUGGCUUGUCUAAAGUGUUUUUCAUUGAACUUUUAAUGAGACAAACCCUUUUUAACACUGAAUUAAAAUCUGUGGAUUCUGACCUUGGCAAAUUAAUGACGCAGGCAAAAAUAUGUGAUUAAAGAAAAUAUUAUUACCAAAGCACCAUUAAUUAAUGCAAACCUGAAUGGAAUCAACUUAAAUUGGGUUAUAACCGUAAUUUUUUUUUUUUUUUUAAAUAUCCCAGUUUUCAUGGCUCUAACCUAGAUGUUAGAGAUAUUUGUAAACUCAUAAAAAUAUCCCAGCCCCAUUUUCAAUGCUUCUGAACUGUUUUAUCGGCAAAUGAUAUAAUGCUUUAAAUUUAUUUUUAAAGAUGAAUUUAAAUCCAGAUUUUCACAUCUGUAGCAUCAAGUCUGAAUAUGUGGUGUCCUCAUGUAACAUCACAUCUGAAGACAUAGUGACCUCCUAAAUAUCUAUUUUUUCCAUGUAGCAGAACUCUAUUCUAAAAAUUGUGAUCACAUAUUUCUUCUUUUUUAAAGAAGAAUCAUUUUACAUAUGUCUAUGUCUUUUGAGACAUUGGAAUCCUCUAUAAAAUGUAAAUACCAUUUUGUUAGGUGCCGUAACUGGUAUAAUUUAUAGUUCCUAAAUUUGAAAGAAAAUCUAAAUCUUAAUGUUUAUAUGUGUAACAAUUUGGGUUAUAAGAUAUCUGUGUCCUUAUAGAGAUAUACGAACCACUCCCCCCCCCCCCUUUUUUUCAACUCCAAGUGUUUUUUCAAGAUAUUGUCAAACAUUUAUUUUUGUUUUUUUAAUAAUAUUAAACCCUAGCCCUAAUCCUGAGUUUCACUUCUAUAACAUGAGGGAGCAUCAAUAACCCUAACUCUAAUCCAGAGUUACACUUCUGUUAGAUCAGGGGAACAUCCAUAACAAUUGUUCUGAUUUAGAUAAUUUAUAAAUCUCAAAAUUCCUACAUGGGGUAAUGAAUUUUAAAAAAACUGAACAUUUUAUUGCUUAUCAAUUUUUUUUAAAUUUUUUUAUUUAACCUUUAAGAUUAAAUGUACACUGCAAAUGGCAGGUAAGAACGUUAGCAUAAUUUUUAGUGUAUGUGAGGUCAAAGGUGGCCUCUUCCCACCUGUAGAAUUUGUCUCAAAUGACUAAGUUGACCAUUUGUACUGUUUUUUACCAAUGAGUUACUGGUUAUUAGAUCAUAGUCCUGGUAAGUUAGAGUUGUAUCUGGUACAGUUAAAGGCUACAAAAUAAAAUGUAUUAAUUUAACAAAAGAUAGAGCACACUCAGGUAUAAAUAAAUAAAAUAACUAAAAAUAUAUAUGUUCCAUUAAGUAGUAUCAUGAUACUAUUUUGUUCAAAAGAAACCCUCACAAACAGAAGAGCUCUUCAUGUAACAAAAAAGAUAUUUUUUGCUUAUUGUCCUGGUUUUAUAUUUAAAAUUUUCAAAUGUCCUGGUUUCAAAAUUGAAAAAGCUUUUUCUUUACUUAAAAAUAUUUGUAACUCAAGUCAAAUAUGGAGAUAGACAAAUAUUAUAAUUUUUAACUCAAAUUUUAAGUCUGUUCUGCUGUAUGGCUCAGAAAGAUGGAGUUCAAACAAGAAAGUUGGAGAUCAUCCAAGAAAGUUAGGGAUCAUCUCUGGAACUGCACUUUGCUGGUUUGCUUCUUAUCUUCUUCUAUAUAUUCAGGGCCCACGAUCAAUGUAUUGAUCAUUCUGGCUCCUAUUUAUGUAGAGGUGAUUCGCAAUGUUUUGAGCAUAUCAGGAACUAGGGGUUGGAAGACCUGAGGCAAAAGACGCAAAUGUGUCAAGUGUUGUCACCUCAACUGUUCCUUUUGGAAGCUUGUUCCAGUCCCUGAUUGUCUUUGGCAGGAAUGAGCAGUUCCUGUACUGUGUUCUUGCUGUUAUGAGCCGGAACUGCUUGUCAUGGCUUCGUCGCUGUCUAGGGGGGAGAGGGGUGAGUUUCUUUUUGAUGUUGGAGCAGUGGACUGUAUUGUAGUAUAUUAAGCAUCUUCCAAGGACACUUCCCUUACUGGAAGGUGUGCCAUGGUCUCAGGACCUAUUCUGUUCUCUAUGUGCACUAGCCAGUUUGGUAGAAUUGUUCAAAGUCAUGGUAUAUCCCGCAUAUUAUUUGUGGACGACACAGAAUAGAGUUUCUGCCCAGAUCAUUUGGACGGUGCUGCUGCUGUCCAGGCUGUUAAGGACUGCUGUCUUGUGGCAAAAUCAUGGAUGGCACCAUACAGACUUAAAUUAAAUGAGGACAAGAUAGAGGCAAUUAUAUGUGGUUCUGAUGCCGAUAUUCGAAAGGUUGCCAUUGCAUCAAUAAAAGUUGAUGCUUCUGAGAUCUCCAGCGCGUUUAGAGACUUUGGCUUCUACACUGAUAGUAAACUCACAAUGAUUCCUCAUAUCAGUUCUGUGGUCAAGACUUGUUUCUGUCAUCUAUGUGCCCUCGGUCAGCUGCGCCAUCAACUAGAUAAGAGAACAGCAAAUACAGUUGCAGUCUCUCUAAUUUAAGAGACAUUUAAAGACAUUUUCCUUUAUAAAGAGUUAAUGACAUCAAAGCACUUUAAGCAUACUAGAAUAGCAUGGACACAAGCACUUUCCAAAAAAUCAUCACCAUCAACUAAGAAAGCUGGAGGUCAGGCAAGAAAGCUGGAAGUCAACCAAAGAAAACUCAAGGUCAACCAAGAAAGCUGGAGGUCAACCAAGAAAGCUGGAAGUAAACCAAGAAAGCUGGAGUCAGCCAAGAAAGAUGGAGGUCAACCAAGAAAGAGAGAGGUCAACCAAGAAAGCUGGAGGUAAACCAAGAAAGCUGGAGUCAUCCAAGAAAGAUGGAGUCAGCCAAGAAAGCUGGAGGUAUACCAAGAAAGCUUGAGUCAACCAAGAAAGAUGGAGUCAGCCAAGAAAGUGGAGGUCAACCAAGAAAGAUGGGGGUCAACCAAGUAAGAAGUAGUCAGCCAAGAACAAUGGCUGUCAACCAAGAAAGAUAAAGUCAGCCAAGAAAGCUGGAGGUCAACAAAGAAAUCUGGAGGUCAACCAAGAAAGCUGGAGUCAGCCAAGAAUGCUGGAGUCAGCCAAGAAUGCUGGAGGUCAAACAAGACAGAUGGAGGUCAACCAAGAAAGAUGGAGGUCACCAAGAAAGAUGGAGGUCAACCAAUAAAGCUGGAGGUUAACCAAGAAAACUGGAGGUCAACUAACAAAGAUGGAGUCAGCCAACACAGUUGGAGGUCAAUCAAGAAAUCUGGAGGUAAACCAAGAAAGAUGGAGGUCAACCAAGAAAGAUGGAGGUCAACCAAGAAAGAUGGAGGUCAACCAAGAAAGAUGGAAGUCAACCAAAGAAAACUCAAGGUCAACCAAGAAAGAUGGAGGUCAACCAAUAAAGCUGGAGGUUAACCAAGAAAACUGAAGUUCAACCAAGAUAGCUAGAGUCAGCCAAGAAAGCUGGAGGUAAACCAAGAAAGCUGGAGUCAGCCAAGAAAGCUGCAGGUAAACCAUGAAAGCUGGAGUCAGCCAAGAAAGCUGGAGGUAAACCAAGAAAGUUGGAGGUCAACCAAGAAAGAUGGAGUCAGCUAAAAAGCUGGAGGUCAACCAAGAAAGCAAAGAAAUCUGGAGGUCAACCAAGAAAGCUGGAGGUCAACCAAGAAAGCUGGAGUCAGCCAAGAAAGAUGGAGGUCAACCAAGAAAGAGAGAGGUCAACCAAGAAAGCUGGAGGUCCCCAAUAAAGAUGGAGGUCAACCAAGAAAGAUUGGAAAAGACUGUCAACUUCCAAGAAUAGUUUCCUGUGUAAAAUCAACAGCAAAUAGUUCCACAAAAUCCUUAGUAUUAUUUUUAUUUAAUUCUGUUUUGACCGUUUGUUUGUUUGCUGAUGAAAGCUUCUUGCCAACACAUAGGUUGUUUUGUUGCAUUCUUUUUUUCAGAUUUCUAAUACUUUGUUUUGCUCAUGUGUAUAUAUAUCCAAAAUAUAUUUAUUUGUAUAUAUAUAUAUCCUUUCUAUUCCCUUAUAUAGCAUUGAUAACACAUGUAGCCCUUUAUAUAGUAUUUAACUUAUUAUAUGUUUAUAAGUCAUUGAAAAUUUGGUAGAAUGCCAUUUUACAACUAUUUUGUCAUCUUUCCUUAAUUUUCUUAUUUCCUCAGGUGUGGUAUUCGAGCAAGUGGAAGAGUUGCGUGGGAAAUAUUCCUAGAGAAAUUUCAGAGCCCUAUUUCUAUAGGCAAUGGACAGACCAUUCCUAUAGGCUCAAAUUACAGGUAACUGGAUUUACUUUCAAAUCAUUCCAUACAAAAUGUAUGAAUAUCUUAAGGACAGAGAGUAAAAAGAAAUAAGAAGAAACCCUUCUGCUUCACAGAAAAACAGCAAUUCUGUGCACCUCAAUGCCAUAAUGCCUUAAAAACUAUUCUGUUUUGUUACAUCUCAUUGCCACAAUGCCUUAAAAACCAGCAAUUCUGCAUUGUGCAUUGUCACACCUCAAUUUUAUAUUGCCUUUUUUACUUUAUAGUGUAAUUAUUUGAUUUUAUAACAACUAGUAUCACUAGUAUCAGUUUAUUUGGCAGUAUCUCUAGUCUCAGUUAUUAGGCAGUAUCACUAGUAUCAGUUUAUUAGGUAGUAUCACAAGUAUUCAUGUGUCGCUACUUGUUCUAUUCUGUGUUUUUAUUUACAAGGUCUGCUAUUUGAUGCAUCCUCAUGUCUGCUAUUUGGUGCAUCCUCAUGUCUGCUAUUUGGAGCAUCCUCAUGUCUGCUAUUUGGUGCAUCCUCAUGUCUGCUAUUUGGUGCAUCCUCAUGUCUGCUAUUUGGAGCUUCCUCAUGUCUGCUAUUUGGUGCUUCCUCGUGCCUGCUACUUUUAGUGCUUCCUCAUGCCUGCUAUUUAGUGCUUCCUCAUGUCUGCUACUUGGUGCUACCUCAUAUUUGCUAUUUGGUGCUUCCUCCACCAGAAUGUGACAAUCAUUUCCUCAAUCAUGUUGGUAGAUUCACAAAAGUCAAUGUCCAUCACACCAAAGAAUAAAGCUUGUUAUUAUUUUGUGAUUUAAACUUUUCCGUUGAUAAACUUUUCCUUUGUUAUGUUAGGCCAAAUAUUUAAUUUGUGAUUUAAACUUUCCCUUGAUAUGUUAGGCCAAAUAUAUAAUUUGUGAUUUAAACUUCUCCUUAGAUAUGUUAGGCCAAAUAGUUAAUUUAUGAACAAAUUUAAUAAGUGGAAUGAUGUAUGGUCUAAAUAUAGACACAUUUUUGAAAAUCAGACAAUGAUAAAUCCAAGACUUGUAUAAAUCUAAGAAGUAGAUAACUCCAUGAUAUAGAUAAAUCCAAUGCACAGAUAAAUCCAAUACAUAGUUAAUUUCCAAUAGAUAGAUACAUUCAAGAUUUAGAUAAAUCCAAUACAUAGAUAAAUCCAAGACAUAGAUAAAUCCAAGAAGUAGAUAAAUGCAAUGUAUACAUAAAUCCUAUACUUAGAUAAAUCCAGUACAUAGAUAAAUCCAGAACAUAAAUAAAUCCAUGACAUAGAUAAAUCCAAGACAUGUAUAAAUCCAAGAUAAUAGAAAUAACCAGAAUGUGAAAGCCAAUGUCCACUUAAAAUAACCAGAAUGUGAAAGCCAAUGUCCACUUAAAUUAAGCAGAUGUGAAAUGGUGACAUUAAUCAUCAACUUUUUACCAGGUUUCCGCUUGAUUGCUUUACAUUUGUGUCAAAGUGUAUGUUUUAAUUGAUUUGUAUAAAAACUGUAUGGAUUUUUAAAUAGUUCUUAUGUUACUAACUAUAGGUCAGAAUAAGCUAAACAAAUUUUAGUGGCUCACCAAGUAAAAGUAUAAAAUAAACAGCAAUUAAAAGCACAAUUGAGGAAAUGAUGCAAAAGCCAAUCUUCAACUGAACUUUUAUUUUUUUAUGUUAAAAAGUUAUAAAAUCCCUUUAUCUUAUCUCAGAAUUUACCCCAUCAUGGAGAUGCAGCGAGUUGUUGAAUGGGACUCUAUAUGGAAACAGUUGUACAAGCGUGUUCAAUCCCACUACAAUGGCUUGAAAGAAGCUUUUCUACAGAUGGACAAGGCAAGUAUGCCUCAGAUCUAUGGAAUAUAUAAAUUAAUAUACUAUUGCGCCAGAAUGUAACACUGUCCCACAAUGUAUCACCACCACACAAUUUAUCACCACCCCACAAUGUAUCACAGCACCAAAAUGUAUCACAGCACCAAAAUGUAUCACAGCACCAAAAUGUAUCACAGCACCAAAAUGUAUCACAGCACCAAAAUGUGUCAGCCCCACAAGGUAUUUUGCCCUACAAUGUACCACACCCUCCACAUUUAUCACAGCCCCACAAUUAUCACAUCCCCACAAGGUGUCAAUGCUCCAGUAUGUAUCAAUGCCCCACAAGGUAUCACUGCCCCACAAGGUAUCAAUGCCACACAAUGUUCUCAGGUUUUUUUUAAAAAGAAUGCUAACUAUGUGAUUUACCAAGUAUAUACAUAGAUUUUACAAUAAUUUUAUUAACUUUGCAUUCUAAGAUUAUUUACAUAUUUACAGAAUCGUGAUGGUAGAAUAUCAAGGAAAGAAUUUCGAGAACUUAUUGAAAAGUUCACAUUCAGACUUGAUGACAAACAGUUCCAAGAACUCAUGUCUCGGAUAGACCCUGAUCAUGGAAGCAACAUUGACUACCACAUUUUUCUCCGGCUGUUUGAAGAGAAAGAAACAAAGGCAGGCAGUAAAUUGUUUGUUUACCCAAAAUUGUAUUGGCAUUUAUCAUUGUUUUUGGAAUUUAUCAUUUUUUGGCAUUUGUCAUUGUUUUGGCAUUUGUCAUUAUUUUAGGCAUUUGUCAUUAUUUUGGCAUCAUCAUUGUUUUGGCAUGUAUCAUUGUUUUGGCAUGUAUCAUUGUUUUGGCAUUUAUCAUUGUUUUGGCAUCCAUCAUUGUUAUAAUUGAUAAAAUAGGAUUUUUUUUGUUGAUCCAAAUAAACGGAAAUGUUUUUUAUUAAUAUGUAUAUCUUCAUUUUCAGCACAUACAUAGUCUUGUCUUACAAAGACAAACAUUUUUAAAAUAGUGCAAUUGAACACAGGACAUCUAAAGCAUAUUUUAAAGUACAAAAGUCAUCCUUUAGUCAAUUAGUGACAAUAUUGACUUUAAGAGUGAUUAUUUAGAUUUGUAACAGCUGAUAAUACCUCUAAUUUUCCUUUAUUCAAUUAAUAAUCCCUUCAUUUUGGCAUUUAAUUUGAAAACAUUGCCAAUCCAAUAGCUUUUAUUCAUUUAUUUAUUUUGAAGGUAUUGUUAUAGCUUUUAUUCAUUUAUUUAUUUUGAAGGUAUUGUUUUGAAAUACUGAACAAAAAUAAAAAGCAAUUUCAUGAUUCACUCUUAAUUAAUUUAAAACAGACUUCAGCUUGUCUUAAGACUUCAGCUUGUUUUACUUACUUCAGCUUGUCUUACUUACUUCAGAGUUCAGCUUGUCUUAAGACUUCAGCUUGUCUUACUUACUUCUUGUUUUCUUUUCUCCAACAGGACGGCCAUAAGUGGUUAAAAUCUGUCCACAAAUACAAUGAUAAACCAAGACCUGCCAUCCUCAACUGGGACACUGUAAGAUUUAUAAUCACAUAAUCACUUUAUUGUGUUUGAAAGAACUGGUCAGUGGACCAACAAGGGUUUUUUAUUGUAACGUGCGUUCAAAAAUUAGUCUGUGGAUUAAUUUAGUGGAUUAACCAAGUGGAUUAACUAAUUAAAGUGUUGUAGGGCCAGAAUCUGGGCUUCGUUCCAAUUUUAAACUAUGUCCUUUUUAAAUCCUUUAUAUGAACUUGGCUUGUGUUUGUGGCUGGCUGGCAAAGUCACUGGACAGCAAAUUGACAGACUUCCCGGCUAAGUGACAGACUUCCCGUCAAGCUAUUGAGCUGAAUCUUAGAACGCAGACUUGAUGCCAAUGACAAGCCAUUCUUUCAAAUUUUCAGCCCCACCCCCCUUUUCUGGCCACCUAAAAUCAGAUUUUCCUGUUCUUCAAGGGGAACUUAAAGGAAAAUUCCCUAUAAAUGGCCUAAAUGAGAUUCUUAAAAAAUAUAUAUCGCAAGUGCGUUUGGUGCGUAAUAUUUUCCUUUGCAUUUCUUAAAUAUUUUGUGAAAUAAAUAUGUGGUAUAAAAGCAGGUGGGUCAUUAGAAUAUUUAUAUAAUUCAGGGUCCUGAUAAAAAUGUGCAGCUGCGAGCUUUGAGUGGGGAGCUCUAAAUGAGAUUCUUAUAAAGUGCGUUACUUUUAUGCAUGUUUUGUCAAAUUUUGAACCCCACCCCAAUUGCUCAAUAUUACAUUUUAUUAAAGAUUUAUAUGAAAAACUAUAUUUUUAGGGGUUGUUUAAUUAUAUCAUAUCUCAACUCUUUAACUUUGUUUCAAAUGCUAUUUUAAAUGUUGUUCUGUAACUUCUUUCCUGAUUACCAGCUCAAGUUUGCAUUACAUAUAAUUGAUUAUAAACAAAGUUAUUAACUUUUUCUCACUGUCAAUGUUAACUUCAAUUGUAAAAAGAUGAGAUUUGCUCUUAUAUCAAUGCUACAUGUUAUUUGUAUUUCAUACAUUUAUAAUAAUAAUAAUAAAAGAAUAAGGUUGUUCUGAUAGCUGGCAUUUGGAUAACUGGCAUUUGGAUAAUCAGUGUUCUGAAAUUGUCGCUCUACUGUAGUUAUUUGUAAUAUUCCAUUUUCUAAGGUUGAAGAGCUGCUGAGAGAAAAAAUAACUUAUUACUGGAAAGAUGUAUCUGACUGGCUAACCUACCAUGAUAGGAAAGGUCAAGGAUAUAUGUCAAUGGGGACCCUAAAGAAAAUUCUUGACAUGCAGGUCCUACCCAUCUCUAAAGAACAUUUCGAAAAGUAAUUAUAGGCCUCAUCCAAUUGUGUGUCAUUCGUAGAAUUCAUCAAAUUGUGUGUCAAUCUUAUAAUAAAUCCAAUUGUGUCAUUCUUAGAACUCAUCCAAUUGUGUCAUUCAUAGAACUCAUCCAAUUCUGUCAUUUUGAGAACUCAUCCUAUUGCGUCAUCAAACUUGUAAAUAAUUCAUGGUCUCUGAUACACAUGAUGCAUUCAGCAAAAACGAUUGACAUUAUUCACUCCAUAUUUGUCAAUGCAAUAAAAUUAUUUUAAUAUAUAUUCAUUCUCUGCAUUUUCUCUAUAUGUCAGCUUGAUAACUAGAUGCACAGACUUCAAGGAAGGCAAAGUCAAUUAUAUGGAGUUUUUGGCUAGGCUUGGGGUGGAUGUGAGACCUGGUGACAUACAUGGUGUCAGUUCACAAAUCAUGGAGAGCAGCGGUAGAGCUGAGGUGAUGCGGAACAUUGAUCUAAUCAACAGGUGCAGAUUGAGACAUAUCGAAAUAUCUCUUUUAGUUUCCGUCUCUGGCUACUAAAUAGGCUUACUUAGCUGAUAGAAAUAAUUAGAAUACUAAAGAUUGUAGCCGACUUAUGAGACUAAUUUUUGUAAUAGCUUAGAUUACCUCUAAAAUGAUUAAACCUUAUCCUCAAAAAAAUAUGUAUAUAUGUUAUUGAUUUUUUAAAAUUAACUUUCCUAUCAACAUAGAAAGAGUGUGAAAAAUAUUUGAAUGUUACUAUUUUUCAAAUAUUGAGUUCUAACAUUUUUAGGCAUGAUCAAAUGGCCUUGAACCAAUGCUAUAGAACUAGUCAAAUGAGUGCUGAUGAGGUCAUCACAAGGUUCAAGGACAAGAUGUCCCAGCUGUCACCAGAACUGCGUAGAGCUUUUCUAGCUUGUGACAAACAAAGCAAAGGACACAUUACUAAGAAGGAGUUUAGACGGGUCUGAUUUUUCAACUUAUAAACUUUAUUGUUUGACUAAAUUAAAUAACUUUGAAGAAGCUUAUAUAUUCAUUUGCUAUAUUGAUAUGGUAUAUUGAUGUGGUAUAUUGAUGAUGAUGCUAAGGAUUGAUUACUUCUAUAGCACUUGUCUCCAUGCUAUCCUAGCAAACUGAAGGCACAAUAUUGAUGAUCAAUUUUUAUAUUAAAUUUAUGUCUAUCUAAAACAAUAAGAAAUAUGAGAAAAAUUGUUUUAUAAAGUAGGCUGAAGGAUGGAAAAUGAUUUAAAUUGUAGGUUCUUAUUUUAUAUUGUAUGCUAUUGAAAUCAGUGCUACUAAAAUCAGUGCUAUUGAAAUCAGUGCUACUGAAAUCAAUGCUACUGAAAUCAGUGCUACAUUGUCAGCUUAGCUCCUUCCUAUUUUAUAUUGGCUGUUGCUGUGCAUUUAACUUGAUCUAAUUCUGCAUUUAAAUCUAAACAAACUUACUCUUGGGGCAAGUAAUUUUUUUUGUAUGGGAACCAAUAGGAAACAAGAUUUUUUUCCCUAAGUGAAAUAUAGAGCAUCCUUAAAUAUGAUUUACAAUUUUGAACAGAUUCUCUCGGACCUUGGCAUUUUGAUGUCUGAUGAGCAAUUUUCAGAGCUCAUGGCUAAGCUCAAAAUGCACAAUGGACACAUGAAGUACAUGGACUUCAUCAUGAACUUUGGGGAUCCCCGUCAGCUAGACCCAUCCCCUACCAUUUUUGAACAUCCAGGCAACCAUAAAGUCAACCCAAUCCGAGGUCUGGAAUAUGGGAUGACAGCAGUUGACAUCGAGGCAAAACUUAGGCAAAAGCUGAGAGAAAAUUUCACUGUAAGAAAAGUAAAACAUGGAUACUUAGUUCAAGAAAUAGAAUAUUGUUUCACUUCUAUUUGCAUUAUUAUUAAUUCCAUUUUCUCUUUUGAGAAACCCUUCCCAUAUUUUCCCUAUUGAGACCCCCUGCCUAUAUUUUCUCUGUUGAGAACCCCUGCCCAUAUUUUCUCUGUUGAGACCCCCUGCCCAUAUUUUCUCUGUUGAGACCCCUGCCCAUAUACAUCUCCUAAAUUAACAACCUCCUCCCUCAGUCAUUAGUGAGUAUGUAAUUUAUUGAUGACCCUUAGUGAGCUUUUGAUCAUAUGUGAUGAUCUCAGUGAUUGAUCCAAGGACAUCAUAAGGUAGAUAGUACUUCUAUUACUACUAAUAAAUCUUUAUAUUUAUAUUUACAUCUCUUGAAAGACCAUUUACUAUAAAUCAACUUAAACUAUUCUAUUUUUAAUCAAAGAUGUUUAAUGUAAACAAAACCGAGGCCCAUAGGCAGAGCUGUUGUUUGACUUUUGGAUGUCCCCUACCACUUUUCAAUUUUGUGCCCCCUUCAUUCUAAGCUGAUAGUUAAAUUUUUUUCCACAUCACAAAUUUGGGCCCCUUAUUAUCUGAAGCCUCCUGCAGCCGGAUUGGUGGGCCUACAUGACAGCUCUGUUCCUUGGUAUUUGGUAAAUGAGACUAGGAUGACCCUGACUAGAAUGACACUGACUCACUGACUAGAAUGACACUGACUAGAAUGACACUGACUAGAAUGACACUGACUAGGUUGACCCUCACUGGCUCCCUCCCUGUACAAGCAUGGAUUGACUACAAACUCUCUGUUCUCUGCCACAACUUUUUCUCGAAUUCCUGCCCUUCCUAUCUAACCGAACUUCUCUCUGUCUAUUCACCCCUUCGACAGCUUCACUCUUCCGCAGAUGCACAUAUUCUUUUUGUCCCCAAGACUCACAAAAGAACAUACUCCCCAAACAAUGGCAUUCACUUCCUCUACACAUCCACAAUAUGCCGACCAUCACAGCCUUCAAAACUGCACUCAAAACACAUCUCUUUAAACUCUACUAUCCUGACUGAUUCCCCCCUCUAAAUGAUAAAUGAUGCUGCUGUGUGCCAUCCAUGGCUUGACAUGUAAAUAGCUCUGGAAUGGGUGGAGGGAACAUAAAUUUGUUUUUUUUUAUACAGCUGUUUUUUAUUUCCAUUAAUGCAUCUUAAUUUUAAAGUUCAUCAUUAUGUUUCUUAAAUUGUAUGUACAGCACAGUGAGCUCAGCUGGGGUACUGUGUUAUAUAAAAAUACAAAUAAUAAUAAUAAUGACCCCAACUAGGAUGACUCUGACUAGGAUGACUCUGACUAGGAUGACUCUGCUGACUAGGAUGACUCUGACUUGGAUGACUCUGACUAGGAUGACGAGCUAGGUUACAUUUUUUGUGCCAUUAAAAGGGAAUGGCUCACAAUCAAUUCAAAAGGAAUAAAAUCAAAAUCUUAGAUUAAUAUUUUAGUAUAUGUUUACAAAAUUUACUGAUCCAUAAUUUGAAAGGAAUUUAACCAUCUUAUGACUAGCCAUUUAUGACCUUUUACCUUUUUUUUUUUAUUCUUAGAACCUAAGGGAAGCUUUUCACAAGUUUGAUGACAUUCACAAAGGAAGUCUUGAUAAACAGAGUUUUCGUCGCAUGCUUGACUCUUUUAUGAUCCACACAACAGAUCCUGAAUAUGAGAAACUUUGUACAACAUUGGGCAUCACAAACAACUGCCGAAUGAGUUAUGUGGAUUUCCUGGAAAGAUUUGAAUUAAAAGAUGGGCCAGAUGGUCAUAAAUGGUUGAAAUCUGUUCAUAGGUGAGUCCUAGAAAAGUUAGAUUUUGUUCAGGGGUAAUAAGGGGAGAGACUGCAAUCAGGUUAGUACAAAAUAAAAUGAGUAAAACAGAGUAUGGUUAAACCUGAAAAAUUAAACGCAACAAAACAGUGAACGUGUCGGCAGAAAGCCUUCGUCAGCGAAAACAACAGAAAAAAACGUUAUAAAAAUAAGAAAUAGCACUUAGCUGGUAAGUAGUAUCUGUGGGCAGCAAUAGAAGUGUGGCAGAAGGAAAAUGAGUGAGAGUUUAAAUAAGCAGCGGCGAAAAAAAGGGGGGAGAAAAAUGUUCACUGUGAUAGGUCAGAACGUGGAGGGGCGGAGCUAGGGUCAAGCUGUGAACAGAGACAUAACAUUAAUCCCAUCUGGCGUCAAAGUGCCGUAAGUCAGGAUAAGUCUGUGUUCCAAAUUGACCCGGCUGGCGGUGUUAGUGCUAGCCACAAUCGCACUUAUUGAAAAGUCCGCCUUGCCCCGGUGGUCGCUACUAUUGAAGUGUUUGGAGACGGGACACUGUUUAUCUUGUGUAAUGUUUCGGAGGUGUUCGGUACACCUGUCCGAGAGACGGCGUCCAGUCUCCCCUAUGUAUGUCAUCUGACAGCGGGUGCAGACAAUGGCGUAGAUAACGUUGCGGCUUGUACAGAGGAAACCGUCGCGUAUCUGAAAACUGCCCUUGGGGAAACGUAUGCGUUCAGUCUGGACGACAAAAGGGCACGUGUUGCAACGACUGCGUCCACACGGCUUGGUCCCAAAGUGGGAGGGGGGAGCAUUGAUACGACUGCGUACAAGCAGGUCUCUCAGAUUUUUAUCCCGUCUGAAAACAAUGAGAGGUGGGGAAGAGAAAAUUUCUCGUGUGUCGGUGUCUGCGAGUAGUAUAGAUCGAUGUUUAAGGAAAACACGUUUAGCAAUCAGAUUGUGAGGGUGAUAAGUUAAAAUGAGUUUUGUCCUGUCAACAUUGUCGCUCAGACGUGGUCUGAAGGCAUCAGCACGUGUAAUAUUCUUAGCCCUUUUGAGGGCUGAUGAAAGUACUGUCUCCGGGUAAGACCUACACCGGAAAAAGUCUAUCAUUUCAAGUGCCUUGUUUUUUCUGUUGUUUUCGCUGACGAAGGCUUUCUGCCGACACAUUCGCUGUUUUGUUGCGUUUAAUUUUUCAGGUUUAACCAUACUCUGUUUUACUCAUUUUAUUUUGGAUUUUGUUCACAGGUGUGUCUUACAAAGUUGAGCUGUUUAAACAUGAGUCUUACAAUGUUGAAUUCUGUUCAUAGUUGAGUCUUACAAUGUCAAAUUCUGUUCAUAGUUGAGUCUUACAAUGUUGAAUUCUGUUCCUAGUUGAGUCUUACUAUGUUGAAUUCUGUUCAUAGUUGAGUCUUACAAUGUUGAAUUCUGUUCAUAGUUGAGUCUUACAAUGUUGAAUUCUGUUCAUAGUUGAGCCUUACAACAUUGGAUUUUUUAGAAGCUUCCAAUUUCCCAUUCUCUGUCAAAUAAAUAGUGGGACAAGAUAUGUUUAUGUUUGUCUUCUCUGUCAAAUAAAUAGUGGGACAAGAUAUGUUUAUGUUUGUCUUCUCUGUCAAAUAAAUAGUGGGACAAGAUAUGUUUAUGUUUGUCUUCUCUGUCAAAUAAAUAGUGGGACAAGAUAUGUUUAUGUUUGUCUUCUCUGUCAAAUAAAUUGUGGAACAAGAUAUGUUUAGGCUUGAAAAUAAAAGACAGGACAAUAAAAGAGACAUUUCGGCCAGAUACAUUUUUAAGCAGAUAAGACACGCCUAAAUAUAUCUUGUUUCAUUAAUAAUUUACUUCAUAUAUUAUUCUCUGUAAUAGCAUAUUUAUUGAUUGAUUAUUUAUAAAAACUGGGGGGCGGGGGGGGGGGGGGGGGGGGGUGGGGGGUUGGUUUCUUUAAAAGUAUUAAUCUCAAGCAAAACUUUAUUAUUUUACUAAAACAUUUUGUAGGGAUCUUUUAUACCAAUGAAUCUCUUAUAACACUGAUGGUAGGGAUUAUUCAUGUCACUGUAAUGGUAGGAAUCUCUUAUAUCACUGGGACAGUAGAGAGCUCGUAUAUUUAUUUAUUUAUUUAUUUAGGCAUUUUUAUAAAGCGCUUAUCAUAAAGCUCUAAGCGCUUUACAAUUAUUAAAACAUGUAAACUAAGUAAAUACAAAUGAGACACUAGGAUAGUAACUACUAUUCUAUAGAAACAAUGAAAAUGGCUAUAAAACGAGGACACUUUGACACUUCAGGAUCAACCCGAAACAGAAAAUGAGGUAGGGCAAGGAGGGUGCAUCACAGGUCAUAGGCGGACCUAAACAGAUGAGUUUUAAGGGACUUUUUGAAAAUGGACGAGGUUUCACUAUGACGUAUAUGGAAGGGGAGCUGGUUCCAGAACGUGGGCCCAUGGAAGCAGAAGGAGCGUUCACCGAUGGUCUUAGUUUUAGUUCUUGGGAUUGAGAGGGUUCUACUGUCAAUGGAAGAACGUAGUUGUCUUGUGGGGAUGUAAGGAAGCAACAGUUCAGAGAGAUAGACAGGAAAGUGAGGGUCAGUGAACGAGUUGAAGCAAAGAUUGGAAGACUUGUAUUUGAUGCGAGAGGAUAUUGGAAGCCAGUGGAGUUGCCGCAUGUGUGGUUGAAUGUGGUCAUGUUUCUUUAAUUUAAAAAUGAGUCUGCAUGCUGAGUUCUGUGCCUUCUGAAGUUUUUCUAUGUGGUGUUGAGGAAUGCCUGAGAGAAGAAUGUUACAGUAGUCAAAUUUUGAAAGAAUGAGUGAAGAGACGAGAGUUUUUGUGGCAUCAAAGGAGAGGAGGUGUCUAAUGGUGCUGAUUUUUCUAAUUUCGUUAUAUGCUGAUCUGCAUAUAUUCGUGACAUGUUUGUCCAUGGAGAGGGUGUCCGUAAGCGUGACUCCAAGGUUUCUGGCAGAGGGAGAGAGUGUGAUAUCACUGUGAUGGUAAGGAUUUCUUAUAUCACUGUGAUGGUAAGGAUCUCUUAAAUCACUGAUGGUAAGAACCUCUUAUAUCACUGUGAUGGUAGGGAUUUCUCAUGUUACUGUAAUGGUAGGAAUCUAUUAUGUCACUGGGACAGUAGAGAGCUCGUAUAUCACUGUGGUUGUAAGGAUCCCUUAUAUCACUGAUGGUAAGAACCUCUUUUAUCACUGUGAUGGUGGGGAUUUCUCAUGUCACUGUAAUCGUAGGGAUUUCUCAUGUCACUUUAAUGGUAGGGAUUUCUCAUGUCACUGUGAUGGUAGGGAUUUCUCAUGUCACUGUAAUGGUAGGAAUCUCUUAAAUGACUGGGACAGUAGAGAGCUCGUAUAUCACUGUUACAAUAUGGAGCUCUUAUUGAAUUCUUGUUGAUUAUCUUGACAGAUACAAUGAAACGAUUCCCCCCAAGCCUUUGCUAGCAGCAGACGCUCACUCAUUGCUAGCACAGAAAGCUUUCCGGCAAUGGAAGGAUUUAUCAAUGGUAAAAAUGAAUUCGUGCAAAUUAACUAAAAAUUUAACUUGAUAUAAACUUUGCUUUGUUAUCAUGGAUAUUAGUGGAAUUGAGAUAUAACAUUGAGAUAUAAUAUUGAGAAAUAACAUUGAGAUAUAACAUUGAGAAAUAACAUUGAGAUAUAACAUUUGAGUCAGCAAAUUUAAUUAUCUCCUCAUUUAUCUUUAACUUUUAAUUUGUGCAAAGUUAAUUUGGUCCUCAUAAUGAGAUAACAACAACAUCUCUGGAUUACUAAUAAAUGUAGAUCAGUGGGUUUCAACUGGUGUGUCACAGCACCCUGGUGUGUUGACAUGGUUCACUCGUGUGUCACAGCACACUGGUAUGUUGAAAGUGUUGUGUACUUUGAGGGAGUCAUUAAAACCAUUGAUCCAGCAUUGGUCCGAUUUCCUUUCUGAAACCAGAAUACCAGUUAUAAUAAAUAAAAACUGAAGUAAAAAAAGGUAACAUUAUCUUAAAAUGAAAUGGACAAAAUUUAAUCCAUUUAUCCUAAUAUAAUCUAAUAUAAUCAUAAUUUCCAUGGAUUGGUUCUGCAACAAAAACAGUUUAAAAAUGUUUUAAAACACUUUUCACUGGGUAUUUAUCUCUAUCUUAUCUUUACAUCUUUUCACAGGGUAAUUAUCUCCAUCUUAUUUUCACAGGGUAAUUAUCUCAAUCUUAUUCUUAUUUUCACAUCUUUUCACAGGGUAAUUAUCUCAAUCUUAUUUUCACAUCUUUUCACAGGGUAAUUAUUUCAAUUUUAUCUUUGCAUCUCGUCGCAGGCAUUUCGCUCAAUGGACAACAAAGCAAAUGGUGUUAUAACUAGGAAAGACUUAAGAGAGACACUCAACAAAUUUGUGAUUCCCAUGCAACCAGUAGAGUUCAAGAAGCUGUGGGCAAGGUACAAUUUAACCUCAUGGCUUAUCUGAGUGUUUGGAUUUAAUAAAAACUGAAACAAUUGGAAGUUUGAUCUAAUUAUGAAUUAUAAAUUAAGCUAUGGUAGGGAUUCAUUAAAUUUGUCAUCCCAUUAAUGUGUGGCUCACUAAUAAGGGGUGAGAUUAAAGCAAUCAUUAAAAAAUUCAAUGAAAUGUUUACUCUAUAGUAACAUGAUCUACCUGAUGUUUGUAAUCCAUCUACAAAAGGCUGUCUUAAAAUUGUGUUGUUUAGAAAAAAAAUUUUUAUCAUUCAAGGUCGGUGGUGUGGGGAUGGGGGUGUUCAAAAGAUGUUUAAAUAGUCCCAGUAUCUACAUUGCAAAAUCAAAAUUGAUUUUUUUUUUAGAAUCAAAUUUUUAGGUAUUAUGUACUCAAGCAAAAAGUCAAUUUCUAUCCACCCCCUGUUAAACAUGUUGUUUUUAGGACACCCCCUGAGUAUGCAUAAAUGAUCUUUAGAUUCCCUCCCCCUUAAAAAAAACCAGUUUAGUUAAUAGAGGCUAACCGAAUUUUGGUUUCUGCACUGAAAGUUGCCACAUGAACACUUUCUGCCUAGUUUUCGUUUUAGCACUGAAAGUUGCCAUAUGAACACUUUCUGCCUAGUUUUGGUUUUAGCACUGAAAGUUGCCAUAUGAACACUUUCUGCCUAGUUUUGGUUUUAGCACUGAAAGUUACCAUAUGAACACUUUCUGCCUAGUUUUUAUUUUAGCACUGAAAGUUGCGAUAUGAAUACUUUCUGCCUAGUUUUCGUUUUAGCACUGAAAGUUGCCAUAUGAACAUUUUCUGCCUAGUUUUGGUUUUAGCACUGAAAGUUGCCAUAUGAACACUUUCUGCCUAGUUUUUGUUUUAGCACUGAAAGUUCCCAUAUGAACACUUUCUGCCUAGUUUUCGUUUUAGCACUGAAAGUUGCCAUAUGAACAUUCUCUGCCUAGUUUUCGUUUUAGCACUGAAAGUUGCCAUAUGAACAACUUUUGGUUUUGAGAGAAACAGAAAAGUUAACUAACAAUUCAUUUUCGGCUUUGGCCAAAAGUGAUUCAUGCUUUUGGCCAUCUACCAGAAGACUAACUGCCACUCUGUCAGGUUGGCUGGCAAUCCAAUAUUCAUUAUUGCUCCACAUCUUGCUGUCAUCAUAUUAUGUAUGACUAAUCCUCUGUGAACACUGCUCACAGCUGCAUGAUGACAUACUUGUCCAAGAUUUCCAAAAAUAAAAUUUCAUUUAGGCUUAGGCAAAGUUAAAUAGUUUUAUGGAAUAAAAAGUUACGGGAAUGGUAAUAUUUUUUACAUAAAAUGUGGGAACCCUAGGUUUAUUCAAUUGAUUCAUUUGGGACAUUCAAUUUUAUUUAUCAUUAUCUUGCUCAUAAAUGUUAUCAUAUGCAAAGGUGAAUAGUAUUAUCAAAAAAAAAAUCUUAUGGAAUGGUAACAUUUUCAUUGUUAUUUUUGUUUUAAAUUCUAAAAAAAAUAAAAAUUAGGGAUCCCUAGGCUUAUUCAAUUCAUUCAUUCAUUGACAAUCCUGCACCAUGUAUGCGCAAUAUGUAAAUCUUUUUGUUUUGGAUGAAAGUCUCAUUAAGCUUUUGGUUUCUGCUUCAGUUUCGACAGAAAGUCAUUUUUAACUUUCGGUUCAGUUUGGCGGAAACCAGAAAUUGACAUUUGGUCGGUCUCUCUUAGUUAUAAACAAUUAUGAUGUCACAGUAUAAAAAUGUGUCAAUGGUUUGCUCUGCUCCUGUUUGCCAUAGCCCAGUGCUUCUAAAUAUGUGCACUGCGGUUUCAUCCUCAGUUUGGGGGGCCUGGAAAUAUUGCAAAAUUUUCAUAAUUUUAUUUCCAUUUGCAAUCCUAUUUGACAGGAUAUCUCUAGCAGUACUGAUGCAAACCAGUAACUUAUUCGAGUACUUGAUUAAUUACUGUUUACUGAAGCUCUUACCAAAUUAAAUGUGGAUAGAUGUUGGUUAGAGACCUACAUAUGUGUUUUAUUCAUUUUUACCCAACCCUUGAAUUUUAAAAAUGUAUUUGCUAUUUUGAAGUGUAGCCUACUUGUUAGAAUUUGACAUAGGUCGCCUGAGAAAAACAUAUAUUUGGCAAGGGUGCCAAGAAUCAAAUAAUUCUAGGAGCCACUAGUGUAGCCAAACAAAAUAAGAUAAGAUAAGAUUCUUUUAUUGAUCCAAAUAAAUGGAAAUGUUUUUUGAUUGCAUUAUACAUUUUCAGCACAUAAGUAAAACAAUUUGAACACAAGACAUUUAUAAUAAAUUAUUUGAAACAGCCAUUCAGUGAGUUCUCUUAGCAAAAUCAGGAACUUAUUAUUUCUCAUUCAGAUGUGUGACUUCAGAGGAAGCACGCCGGUAAAUUCGUACAGAUUGGGGAACAAAAGAAUUUUUAUAUCGGUCAGUCCUCGCCCUGAUGGAAAGAAUUCAUCCCCAACGGCGCGAUCCUAAGUAUCUAGGAUGAAGAGGGUGGGAUGUAUCAUCCAAAAUGUAUUUAGUUUUGCAAAAACAUCUUUCUUCAAAUAGUUCUUCAAGUGAAGGAUGUUUAGUUUGUGUAAUGUUUCUAGCUUUCUUGAUUAGUCGGUUUAUGCGGUGUUUAAUAUCAGACGUUGAAUUCCCACACCAGCAGGUUAUACUGAAAUUAAGCAGGCUUCCAAUAGUUGCACUGUAGAAUAAGUUAACGACUUGCUUGUUUACGCCAAAAUUGUACAGUUUUUUGAGGUAGAACAUUCUUUGGUUGAAUUCCUUAUACAGGAUUUGGCCGUGCUCAUGCCAUGUUAGCAUAUUAUUAAUGGUGACACCUAAGUACUUGUACACCUCUACUUUUUCCACAUUUUGAUUUUUUAUAUUGAGAUCUGUAAUCAGGUGUUUCCCCCUACUGAAAUCAACAACCAUUUAUUUAGUUUUUGAGACAUUCAACUGGAGAAAAUUUUCAUCGCACCAAUUUAUAAAGCUUGUUACUAAGUUACAGUAUAGGCCUUCUCCUUCAGAUAUUAAGCCAACAAUCAUGGUAUCAUCAGCAAAUUUUAAGAUUGGAAUGGUGUUGCUUGAACUUUGAAUAUCAUUUGUAUAUAUUGUAUACAGUACAGGAGAGAGAACGCAGCCUUGUGAUGCCCCGGUGCUUAUUUCUCUGGUUAGAGAUACUUGGUUAUUUACUUUGAGAUAUUGUGAUCAAUUUGUUAAAAAGUUCAGUAUCCAAGCUUGAAUAUUUAAAUUGACACCUAACAAGGAAAGUUUCUUUAUCAUAAGGUGUGGCUGGAUGGUGUUAAAUGCUGAUGAGAAGUCUAAGAAAAGCACUCUGGCGUAUGUUUUAGGACUUUCUAGGUGAUGGUAAAGUCUCUCCAACAAUAGUAAGAUUGCGUCCUCCGUACUUCUUGCAGGUUUGUAAGCAAAUUGGUGGGGGUCAAGUUUUUGCUGUACUUCAUUCAAAAUUUCUUUCAGAAUUAUUUUCUCAAAACAUUUCAUGACAAUAGAGGUAAGUGCAACAGGUCGUAAGUCGUUGUUGCACGUUACCUUAAUUUUCUUUGGAUGAUUUGUAUGAUUUGAAUUGGUAUGAUUUCUGAAGUUUUCCAUAUUGCUGGUAUUGUGUGAGUUACAUAAGGUUUAUUAAAUAUGCAACAAAAAAUGUAGGAGAGCUGCUCUGAACAUAGUUUAAUGAGCCGACCACUUAAUUUGUCUGGUCCCGAGGCAUUGGCUGCGUCUACUUGGUUAAAUAAUAACAUCACUCUCUGUUCGGUAAACAAUAAACUACCAUCCUGUGUACUACUGCCAUCUUGAAAUGAAGUCAUCAUCUCAUUGUGCCCUCUUCCAAAGUCCAGGCUAUCAAAGCGACAAUAAAAUAAUUACAUCACACAAACUUAAACAAACAAAGGCAAACAGGAAGUAUGUCUAUCCCCCCCCCCCCAUGGGAGCCAGCACCCCCCUCCCUGCUAGACCCUGGUCAAUUCUGUGGGGAAUGGGUAUCCAUGUUCAAUUUGAGAGUUGGCUAUGAAAAUUAGUCAAUAAUUAGAAAACUAUUCAAUAAUAUAUUGAUAACAAAUUAUUACAAUGCUAGCUCCAUAAUUCAAACUGUCUAAUCCAGUGAGUGUUCAAAAAAUUAAUUUUUGAGGACCUUUGAUUAUUAUUUUAAUUGUAACUCAUAAAAUCCAAUGUUGGAUUAGACUAGUGGCUUCAUGGCUGUGUGGUAAAUAAAAUGUUUCAUUCUAAGACUUGUGGAUUGUGUCAUUCUAAGACUUGUGGAUUGUGUCAUUCUAAGACUUGUGGAUUGUGUCAUUCUAAGACUUGUGGAUUGUGUCAUUCUAAGACUUGUGGAUUGUGUCAUUCUAAGACUUGCGGAUUGUGUCAUUCUAAGACUCGUGGAUUGUGUCAUUCUAAGACUCGUGGAUUGUUUCAUUCUAAGACUUGUGGAUUGUUUCACUCUAAGACUUGUGGAUUGGUUUUCCUUUGCCAGCAUGAUCCAGACAAGGAAAGUUGUUUUUUGUCUCUUAACAAUUAUCCCUCUCCCCAAAACAAAAGAAAAAACAGCUUUGUAUUAUUUUGUUACUCUAAGAAAUUGAAAAGCAGACAUAAUCAGAUAGGUAGCUGCAUUCCCCCCCCCCUCAAAAAACCUGUCUAGAUACCCCUGGCAAUUGGUGAACAAAUAUAACUGUCAAUAUCUAGCGAACCAAAGCAACAGUAUGAGGAUAAUUACAAAACCUUGUAUGGUAUUUUUUAUAGCAUCAGAUAUAUAAAUAUGGUAUUUAUUGACUGUCAGAAUUUCAAGAUAACAUUGCAGAAUUCUUUAAUAAUUAUGUGUACUUUCUGCUGAGAUUCCCAACCCCACCCCAAAAUCUCCAAAAUCAAACACAAACCCCCCCCCCCCCCCCCCAACACUCAAUAAAUACAUAAUAGGUGAAUGGCCGGUAAUAACAUUUCAAAAAACAUGUUCAAGGAUUAUAAAAAAUAAUUUCACUGUUCUAUGAUAAAAAGAAUAACAGGUUCACUUUUUAAGUUAACUAUCUUCAACAGGUUAGACACUGACAACCAAGGUUUUAUAUCCCACCAAAACUUUGUGCAAAGACUUGGGGCAUCAGAGUAUGCUUCAGGGGAUAAUACUGGUACUAGUCAUGACAUCAUUGAUGGCAGCUGUUGCUCUUUGGAGGAUCACAUAAGAAGGCAGCAGGAGAAGCAUGAAGACAUUACCUGGCACCAGGCCAAUCUGACCAAAAACAUGCCAACUGCGAUGGUGGAGAGAUAUUUAAGGUAAAAAAAAAAUUAAGUAAGUUAAUUUGAACAUUCAGAUUGUAAAAUCUGUCACAAAAAUUAAUUACCAUAAUGCAACAUUAACAUGUCGGAAAAUAUCUGAUCUGUAAGUUACAUUGUUGUGUUACUUUUUUGCUUUGUCCUACAUUUGUGCAUUACACCUAUGUGUGUAAAAUAGUAUAGUUGAACAUUCUAUUAAUAAAUUUUAUAGUCAUGUAAACAUGAACUGCACAAUGGUUAUGUUGUUUUUUUUCAUGACCUUUUCUCAGGGACAAGAUCAGAGAUGGGUACACAGACUUCUUCAGUGCUUUCUCCAAGUUUGAUACCCAAAAAUGUGGUUCUCUGUCAGCAAGUGAUAUACAGAAAGUUUUGAGUGAACAGAAUCUCUUCAUUGACGAUGAGCAGUUUUUUACUCUCUUGGACAGGUUACUUACAUUCUUCACUCUCAUUGACAGAUAUAUUACAUUUUUUACUCUCCAUGUCAGAUGACUUACAUUUGUUACUCUCAUUGACAGAUGCCUUAAAUUAUUCACUUGCAUGGAGAGAUGUAUUAAAUUCUUUAUUCUAAUGGAAAUGUGUCUUAAAUUAGUUAUUCUAAUGGAAAGGUGUCUUAAAUUCUUUUCUCUCAUGGCGUAAUGUCUUGUAGUCUUUACUCUCAUUGACAGAUUUCUUAAAUUAUUUACGCUCAUAGAGAGAUGUCUUAAAUUCUUUACUCUCAUGGAGAGAUGUCUUAAAUUCUUCACUCUCAUGGAGAGAUGUCUUAUAGUCUUUACUCUCAUUGAUGGAUGUCUUAAAUUAUUUACUCUCUCGUAAAAAUGUCUUAUAGUCUUUACUCUCAUGGAGAGAUGUAUUAAAUUGUUUAUUCUAAUGGAAAAUUAAAAAUUAUCAUGGGCCCCAGUCCACCUGCCUUAGUGAAAGAUAGUUUCAAUAGUUAUAUUAAAAUGGUAACAUUUUUAAAAUUUAAUUGUUACAGAAAAGUGUGAUUUAAUUGUGUACACAAUACUUAUUGAUGAGUAUAUUUUCAUUUCAAAACUAUGUGUCUCUAAUUUACUUUGGAAAUAAUGAACACUAAUAUAUCAAUGUCAUGUAGACUUUUUUAAUUAUUAAAAUGAAAAAAUGAAUUUUUUUUUUUACAGAAUAGGCCUAGGAACAUCCAAAAGUCGAAUUAAUUAUGAAGAUUUCUUGAAUGCAUUUGAAGAUGGGCGCAAAUCCAGCUAUGGAAAUCAGCUUCAAGACUUAAGCAUUGAAGCAUAUCACAAACUUACACCAGAGGAAGCUGAGAAAAAACUUAAACAUAAGCUUAAAAAAAACAUUGAGGAUAUUACAAAGGUUUGGACAAACAAAUUUUACAUGACUUCAGACAUAUAUAGAUUACAAACAUUCUCAUAUAUUUUUAUUUAUCAAUACAUUAAACAACAUCUGCUGAGAUUGUAUCCUCCAUCUCCACACAAUAAACCUAUGUAAAAAACUACUGGAUCCAAUAGAUUAGUUGUCUGUAAGUAAACAACUACUGUAUCCAAUGGAUUAGUUGUCCUGCCAUAAGGUUGCAGGACAAAGUCCCUUAUACAGAAGUCCCACAACAGGCUGACAGGACAAAAUCCUUGAUACAGAAGUCCUACAACUGGCUGACAGGACAAAGUCCCUUAUUCAUAUGUCCUACAACAGGCUGACAGGACAAAGUCCCUGAUACGGAAGUCCCACAACAGGCUGACUUUAUCAAAAUUCACAUGUUCCUGCAAAAAAGACAAGCCAGAUGGGCAGGGCAUGUUGCGAGAAUUCCAGAUAGCAGACUCCCUAAACAGCUAAUGUUCUGUGAAUUCUCUAAGGGAAACACUCAUCUGGUGGGUAGAAAAAGUGCUUUAAGGGCUGUAUAAAAGAAUCACUCAAAUUCAUGAACAUCAACCUAAAUUUGUCGGAAAUACCUGCCUUAGAUCAUACCAGCUGGGGAGGCACACUUCCUAUAUGAGCCUAAUUCUCAGAGAGUAAACGCACUGCUCACACUCAAAGGGAGGGUGCAGCAAGGAAAAUUAGAAUCAACUUCAUCCAACUCGGACCCCAAAGCAUGUGAGGCCCAUUUGUAGGAAAGCUUUCCAGGCACAAAUAGGACUGGCAAGACACCUGCCUUCUCUCCGUUGAAAAUAGCCUUGGUCAUCUGCCAAGACACCUGCCUUCUCACUGUUGAAUAUAGCCUUGGUCAUCUUGACAGGACACCUGCCUUCUCUCCGCUGAGGUCACUUUGGCAGGACACCUGCCCUCUCACCGUUGAAAAUAGCCUUGGUCAUCUUUGCAAUGUAAGGAAAAACAACAAUAGUUGUCUGAAAUUGUUCUUGGCAUGCCAAAGUUUUCUACCCGUCUAUUGAUUACACAAAGUUCUGUCAACUAAUAAAAAACAAUAUUUAUGAACUAUGCAAAUAUUAAUAACUAUACUUUUUAAAAGAUUCUGCUGUAAUAAAUGUACAGCCAAAGGGCAUACAAAAAUAUUGGUUGGUGUUUUCAAGUUCAAGGUUUUGGUUCUCAAUAAAUGCUGUAAGUUUCUCAACUGUAACAAAAAUAUAAUUGUUUUGUUGAAGUGUUAGGUGUUUUUGAUUUUAGAAAAUUUAAAAUUAGUUGUUUUUUUUUUAAAUCUUAAUCUCAAAGUUUCUUUAACUUUUGAAAUAUUUGUUUCUAUAUAUCUAAUUAAAAGCGUGCCUUAGCUGAGAGUUUUAAACAGAGAACAUGGUAUUUCAAUGCCCAGAUCUAACUACAUCAUUUUUUAGCUGAUGGUCAUCCGAUUUCAAUCUGCCGCAAAACUGUAUUCUAUUCCAGACACUUUUUGGGAACAAUACAUUUUUAUUUUUUAUCAAAGCAAAGGCAAAAAUGUGUAUUUGGUCUUAAUUUAUUUAUUUUUUUCAAAUUAGGCGUUGGCAGCGUUUGAUAAAGAACAGUGUGGAAAGGUGGCAGUCUCUGACUUUCACCGUGUCCUAGAUUUAUUCUGCUUUGUUAUGACUAAACCCCAGUGGAAACUCAUCAAAGCUGGCCUUAACAUAGACUCCGAAAUGUUCGUCCACUACAAUGAUUACUUGUCAGAACUCUUGACUGGAGAUGUAAGUGAGACCUCUAUCUCUAUAAUAUUUGUUUGAAGCCAAGGAUGGCACAAAACACAUGCAGUUGUACCUCCAUAUUACUUGUUCUUAUCCAAGGCUUGCAAAAGUCAUAAACUGUUAUCGGGGCCUAUUUACCAUAGUGGGGGCCCUGGGCUUAGUAAUGUACCGAGCCCCCUUACCCUCAGCAUACACAGGGACAUGUUAAGAAGGGAAUGAGAGGGUCAAUAACCAAUGGUACCAAUAUCUGAGGUUGGCAAAAUCAUCUUAAGAGAGGCCCUUAUAGUGAAUUAAAUGAUAAAAUCUGAUGUAUUUCACAUAGGAGCAGCAAAAUCGACUUUAUACUGCGCCCUGUGCGCCACUUUCCUGGGAAUGGCUGUAUGUAGCCUACUAUUUAAUUAAUGUUAUGAAAAGCAUUAUGGCAUAGGUUGGCCUAAGCCUUUUGACCAGUUUCUUUCAGGCAAUUUUUCCAUAAUGAGGUGGAGACAAGGCAUCUUUUAGUACCGAAAUUAGACAUUUUGAUGCCCAGGGCCAGCCCUGACUUCUUCGCCACUGCCAUACAUAACCAUACAUCCAUUCUGAUAGUAGAGCCACCUGAGGGUAUGCUUUAAGCCCCAGCCUAGUUUCGUCCCUAGAAUCUUUAUAGCCCAACUACUUAUACAAAACUAAAGGAAAAUCAUAAUUUUGUCAGUUCAAACAAAUCAUUAAAUUUACUUACAUUUAUAUCCAGCGCUUAUUUUUUAAAUAUUAAAAUGUGUCAGUACUGUUACUUUAAUUGGGGAGGGAGAUGAAAUCAAAGGGCACCAAUCGAAACUAGGGGUAAGGUUUAGAGAGAGGUUUCAGUAAGCCCUUCUGCAUAAAAUUUUGAUAAAUUCAAAAUGUUAGGAUGCAUUUUGGCACAUAUUUGAAUUUAGUUUUCCAUCAUUCUACACAUAAUUGGCUAGUAACAGAACAGAUGCUAGUUGAAAUUUAGGUUCCCUUGACCAUGAAUGGGCUACACAAUUCCUUUUAUUUUUAGUUGUAUCUAAAUAAUAAUUUUAUUUCAUAAUUUUAUUUGAAACUCUUUAUUUCUUUAAUCGAAUUCAUCAAAGAAUUAGUUUUUGUAAGUAAAAUAAAAAAGUCCAUUCCAUACAGUUGAUUAGUAAUUUUUUUAAUGGAGGAACAAUCUAUUAGUAUGUUGGUAUAAUAAUUAUCAUUUUAGAUUUAAUUUAAAACUUAAGGUGGUUUUUCCAAAAUUGACAGUAACAAAAAAUUAGAAAAAAUAUUGUUUUGUAGAAAAGGUUUAUAAAUUUUACAUGGCUGUUUGAAACGGGUCAUUUUAAAAAUAAAUUAUAUCUAAACGAUAUAAAAAAGAAGAAAGGAAAUAUUUAAAAAACAUGUGAUAUAUUUAAUAAUAUGUAAUUAUCUGAGGGAAAAUGAGAGUGAAAAUUUACAAAGAAAUGCAGUGCCUUUAAAAGUUUAUUUGGAAUUUCUAACUAAUAUCUGUAUCUUUAUUUUAAUUACUAAAGAAUGAAAGUUUGGUGCCUUUUGUAAGACUCUUUGAUUUACCCCCCACCCAUCCCCACCACCCCCCUACUAGGAAAAUAAUUAAUGGAUUUUUUUCAAAUUGAUAAUUUCUCAAAAGAUACUCUUUCUAAAGGUAGUUCCAAAAAAUGGAAUUGAUAUGAGAAUUGAAAAACUUGCUUAAAUAAACUGGAGAAACGGUCUUGCUGCUUUCAUUUUUUUUUAAAAACAUAUAUUGCCAAAAAUAUUUCAAUAUUCACUAAUAAUAUUGGCAGCAUAAUGCCCUAGAACCGUGAGGCCCAACAGAAGCAUGACGCCCCCUAUAAACGUGAGAUUUCUGGCCAGUGCCCAGUGGGCCCAUGCCUUAAGAUGGCACAAAACACAUGCUCUUGUUCAUUAAACACAUGCUCUUGUCCAUCAGUUCAGAAGAGUUUAAUAAUAUUGACAUGUUUGUAUUGGGUACAUCUAAUUUUGGACUAAAAAAUUUACUAUCAAAGGCAAGAAUAAUUUAGAUGUAUAUGUUUAAAAAUAGAACUUAAAUUGUUUUAAUAUAAGAUGUGAUCAUAUUUUUCCUUACAGAUGGCCAUACAUGACCAGUACAUCCAGUCUGUAGAGAAUGCAUUCUUGGCAGGCACGCCAAACACUUUAGACUCAGUGGAUCAGGCCACUGAGAGAAUUCAUGAGGCGGUUGUUUCCCAUUAUCACAAGAUUCUGAGAGACUUUGAAAGUUUUGAUGUCGCUCAAAUUGGAUCUGUUACUGCAGAAGAAUUCAAGCAAGUGAUUGCCAGAUAUGCUGUGAUAAUGAAUGAUGAACAGGUAACGAUAUUAACAAUCGUGAAUUUAAAAAUUAUCAGUUGGCCUACUUUAUCAUAUCAUAUAUAUAUAAAAGUGAAUGUUUGUGGCGGUGUUUGUGGGUUUGUUCCACAAAGGCUUUUAUAUGGAUUGAUGGAUCUUGACCAAACUUUGCACAUAUAUCUAUCAUGAUCCAGAAAGAACUCUUAAGGGGCUAUGAACUUUUUAUAACAUUUCAUUUGGGGCCAGGGGCCCAAAAUGUUGUUUUUUUCGUAUAUGAACUAUAUAAAAAUAAUUAGAAACAAAGACUCCCACACGAAUGGAUGGUGAUCUUGACCAAACUUAGAUCACAUACUCUUUAUUAUCCAUACUCAAAUACCGAAGGGUACUGAACUAAUAAUAUCCAUUCUUUUGGGGCCGGGGGCCAAUUUCAUUUUUCCUUAAAUAAGCUAUAUAAAUAUCAAAAAGCUUAAUACUCCUACAUGAAUAUAUGGAUCUUGACCAAACUUAGUACACAUACACUUAAUUGACCAUAUUUAAAUACUGAAGAACACUGAACUCAUAAUAUCCAUUAUUCUGGGGCCGCGGCCCCAUUUCUUUUUUUCUUAUAUAAGCUAUAUAAAUAUCAAUAAGAUUAAACAACAUAAUAGGUUCUAUGACAAAUGAUGGAUAUAAGCCUAGCAUGGUAGCAAUAACCUUCAUUGUCCAUAUUGAAAUAUUGGUGGAUUUAAAACUUAGAAUAUCCAAUCCAUGCAGGCCGAUCUAGAAUUUUCCAGAAAGUUCGAUAAUUUUAAAAAGCUAUAUCUAUGGCAUUUUUAAGUAGAUUUUAAUGGGACCAAUUUUAAAUUUAACUCUAUUUUUUAUCCAUCUGAUAUUUUUAGUGCCCCUUAUCUCAGGCAUAACUAAAUCGGUACAGUUAUGGAAUGGGCCCCCCUGGGCCCCUUGAUUAACUUAAAAGAAAAAGGAUUAUAUUUAUUGCAAUUGUUGAAGAUUUUUGUCGUAUUUAAAAAAAAUAAUUAGAAAAGUAGUUUUUACACAUGUUUCGAGCAGGUUAUUAAAUUUAAUCUAUAAUAUUCCAGAAAAGUCUAAAUUGUUACAAGGAGAAAUAUAGUGGGAUCUAAGGGAUUAUUGAAAUGUUAGUGAGCUCUAUUCAUUUCUAUACUGCCCCGGAGUUUACUGUCAUCUCAGUUACACAGAAGAAUUUUUUGAUAGGGGAUCCCAAAUGGGUCGGGAUCCCAUCAUAAUCUUUAUCCCAAUGGGAUCAGGAUCCCACCAGAAAAUGGGCUCCCACCGGGAUCGGGAUCCUAACCUUGAAUGGAUCCACAAGGAUCGGGAUUACAUCGGGAAAUGGGACUUAGCUGGGAUCGAUGUAAGAAUGGGAUUAAGGUCCCAGUGGCAUCGGGGUCCCAAUGGGAUCAGGGUCACACCCGGAUGGGGUCCUAAUGCAAUCCGGGCACCGCCGGGUAUAUCGGCUAAUAUAUAUAUAUAAAAGUGAAUGUUUGUGGCGGUGUCUGUUUGUUCCACAAAGAUUUUUAUAUGGAUUUAUGGAUCUUAACCAAACUUGGCACAUAUAUCCAUCAUGAUCCAGAAGGAACUCUUAAUGGGUUAUGAAGUUUUUAUAACAUUCCGUUUGGGACCGAGGGCCCCAUAUUCGUAUUUUUCCUUAUAUGAGCUAUAUAAAAAUAAUUAGAAACAAAUACUCCUACAUGAGUAGAUGGAUCUUGACCAAACUUAGUACACAUAUACUUUAUUAUCCAUGUUCAAAUACCAAAGGUUACUGAACUCAUAAUAUCCAUUUCUCUAGGGCCGGGGGCCCCAGUUCAUUUUUCCUUAUAUAAGCUAUAUAAAUAUCAAUAAGCUUAGACAACACUAUAGGUUAUAUGUGCAUUGAUGGAUAUAGGCCUAGCUUUGUAGCAAUACCUUCCAUUGUCCGUUUUGAAAUAUUGGUGGAUUUAAAACUAAUAAUAUCCAUUCUAGAACGAUAAUUUUAAAAAGCUAUAUCUAUGGCAUUUUAAAGUAGAUUUUAAUGGGACAAAUUAUAAAUUUUAACUCUAUUAUUUAUCCGACUGAUUUUUAUAGGGCCCCUUAUCUCAGGCAUAACUAAAUUGAUACAGUUAUGAAAUGGGCCCCUGGGGCCCCUCAGUAAACUUAAAAGAAAAAGGGUUAUAAUUAUGGAAUUUGUUGAAGAUUUUUAUUGUAUUUGAAAAAUAAUUAGAUAAGUAGUUUUUAAACAUGUUUCGAGCAGGUUAUUAAAUUUAAUCUAGAAUUUUCCAGAAAGUUCUAAAUUGUUCCAAGGGGAUAUAUAGUGGGAUCUAAAGGAUAAUGAAAUUUUAGUUAGUUCAAUUCAUUUCUAUACUGCCCUGGAGUUUACUGUUCUCUCAGUACCACUUAAGAAUUUUUUUAUACGGAAUCCCAAAUGGGUUGGGAUCACAUCAUAAUCUUUAUCCCAACUGGAUCAGGAUCUCAUCAGAAAAUGGGCUCCCAUCGGGAUCGGGAUCCUUACCUUAAAUGGAUCUACCGGGAUUGGGAUCACACCGGGAAAUGGGACUGCACUGAGAUCGGUAUCAGAAUGGGAUUGGGGUCCCAAUACGAUCGGGGGGGUCAAACCAGGAUGGGGUCCUAAUGCAAUCCUGGGUCACGCCGGGUAUAUAGGCUAGUUAUUAAAUAUUAUUUUGGUGUGCUAUUUUGUUUCAAAGUGUGAAAGGCUUAUUGCCAAUUUUCCACCUGAUCCCAUCCUAGAUUUGAACUUUGUGGUUUAUAGCUGUAAAUAUUGUUUUCCAGUUCAACAAGCUCUGGGGAGUGUCUCCUGUUAAUGAGUUUGGCAAUGUGGAUUACAAGCAAUUCUUGAAACUUUUCUCUGAAGGCAUGCCAAUUCUUCUAAACUCAAACCCACAGACUCUAAUUCCUGGUGCACCAACUAACUAUAUACUGGAAGAUCCUUCCACACCAUCCACAUCCAGACCCCUAACCAGGGUAGGUUAUAUUUUAUUCUAACCAAGGCAGUUUCCAUUCUAUUAAAUACAUGUUAUGUUACAUUCUAUGAUAGGCAUAGUUGGUUAUAUUCUAUUAUACUCAGGGUUAUAUUCUAUUAUAUACAUUGUAGGUUAAAUUCUAUUAUAUACAUGGCAGGUUAAAUUCUAUUAUAUACCGGUACAUGGUAGUUAUAUUCUAUAAUGGACAUCGUAGGUUACAUUCUCUUAUACUUAUAUACAUGGUAGGUUAUAUUCUAUUAUAUCCUGGGUAGGUUAUAUUAUAUCUAGAGUAGGUUAUAUUCUAUUUUAUUUUCAGCAACGCUUGAUUUCAAAAUAUUUCCCUUACCAGGCACUGUAAUAAAAUGCAAAUUAGCUUAAUUAUUUUUUGGGUCUUCAUCUUCCAGCACUCCUGACACUGCUUCUGCACAUGGGGUCUGGGCACCCCUGGUUAAGUAACCCUGUUCUUCUCUAACCAGGGCAGGUUACAUUCUAUUAUAUCCAAGUGAGGUUACAUUCUAUUAUAUCCAGGGCAGGUUACAUUCUAUCAUAACCGAGGGAGGUUACAUUCUAUUAUAUCCAGGGCAGGUUACAUUCUAUCAUAACCGAGGGAGGUUACAUUCUAUUAUAUCCAGGGCAGGUUAAAAUCUCUUUCAUCUAAGGAGGUUACAUUCUAUUAUAUCCAGGGUAUGCUAUAUUCUAUUAAAUCCAGGGUAGGUUAUUAAAUAUGAUAUGCAGGGUUAUAUUCUAUUCUAACCAGGACUCUCAAAAGUACAGGACGCCCAUUGCUCUAGAUCAGCAUUUCCCAUACUUUUCAGUUUGGAAAAGUUUCAAAAUUACACUAUGGACUGCUGCCAAAUUUAAUAAUUAUAUUUUCUUUUUAUUUGACCAAAAAUAUUCAUGUUGUGCUGACCGAUUCCAGUCCAUGGAUCACCAUUUGGAGAAUGCUGCUCUAGAUCAGCAUGCCCUUAAAUGGUGGUCUGCAGACCAGCGGCACUCCGUGAAUCUUACAUUAGCUAACUGCACAAAAGUAGUCAAGAGCUUAAGUUAGAAAUAUGUCAAAAACUGCUAUUGAAUAUUUUUAUUUUAUAACAGCCAUUACAAAAAAACAAAAUUAAAAAAAUAUUUGUUCAGGCUAACUUGUCCACUGGUGGAACAGAAAACUUUUCCAUUGGUGCAAUAGGAAACUUGUCCACCAGUCCCUGGUACAAUAGGAAAUGUGUCCACCAGCCCCUGGUACAAUAGGAAAUGUGUCCACCAGUCCCUGGUGCAACAGAAAUCUUGUUUCCAUGUGCAAUAGGAAACUUGUCCACCAAAAUUAAACAUUUGGGAAACGCUGCUCUAGAUCAUACAGGAUGACUUGUGCCCUUAAACUUGCUGGAUGCUUUGUGACCUAAAUUAUGCUGGAUGUACUAUGUCCUAAUAUAUGCUAGAUGCACUAUGUCCUAAUAUAUGCUAGAUGCACUAUGCCCUAAUAUAUUCUGGAUGCACUAUGUCCUAAUUUAUGCUGGAUGCACUAUGUCCUAAUAUAUGCUGGGUGCACUAUGCCCUAAUAUAUGCUGGAUGCACUAUGCCCUAAUAUAUUCUGGAUGCACUAUGCCCUAAAUUAUGCUGGAUGCACUUUGUCAUAAUUUAUGCUAGAUGCACUAUGCUCUAAUUUAUGCUGGAUGCACUGUGCCCCAAUUUAUGCUGGAUGCAAUAUGCCAUAACUUAUGCUUGAUGCACUAUGUCCUAAUUUAUUCUGGUUGUACUGGGCUCUUAAAAUGCUAGUUUUACUGAGCCUUAAAAUGCUGGUUGUACUGGGCCCUUAAAAUCCUUUUUUAAAAGGAAAAAGGUUAGUUGCACACAUAAAAUCAAUAGAUUUGAAGUUUUCAGCAAUAUUUUAAGCUUAUGUUUUUUAUCGUAUACAUUCACUACAGUACCGGUAUUGUCCUUUUUUCCAGGUAAGUAGUCGACCAUUUUCACGAUUAACCCAUGUAAGUUCACGAUCAGCAUCACGAACCUCAACUCCAAUGGUUAAUGCAGAAAAUGCAGAAAUGAUGAUCAAAGACAUAGUAUUACAACACUGGCAGAGUAUGCAGAAGCGGUUUAGAGAAAUGGAUGUUGAUAACUCUGGGGCAAUAAGUGUGGCUCAGUUUAAACGUAAGAUAUGGAUAACUAUUUUGCAAUAAAUUUGUCCCAGUUUCACUUAAGGCAGUGGUUCUUAACCUUGUUGGAGGUACUGAACUCCACCAGUUUUAUAUGCGCAUUCUCCGAAGCCUUGUUAAUAGGAAAAAUAAAAUAUGAUUUUUUUCUGAUUUUUUUUUUGGGACCUCCGCCGAACCCCUGACACUGAACCCAGGGAAAGAACCACUGACUUAAGGAUUAUAAACAAUAAUCUGAUUUCACCUUAUUUGUUUCAGUAUCAAUAACUUGUUGUUGAUUUCCCUUUAUGAUUAUGUGUUUCAAUAUCAAUAAGUUGUUGAUGAUUUCCCUUUAUGUGUUUCAAUAUCAAUAACUUGUUGUUGAUUUCCUCUUAUUUGUUUCAAUAUCAAUGACUUACAUCAUAUAUCUCAGGUUUCCUACCACUUACGUGGAAAAUAGUUUGACCAUUGUUGACAAGGGAAAGUAUAUUUUCAUAAUAGUUUGACUAUUGUGAACAAGGGGAAGUCUACUUUAACUGAUAUAUAAAAAAUAUUAAAAUCAUAAGUAGGACUUAAUAAUUUGCUGCCAACUGUUUCUUAAUAUCAAUGGCUAUAAAAUUCUUAUAAUUCAAAUAGUCAGAACAGCACUGGUGAUGGGCCUAAGAAAUUACCACCAGCUCCUGAACACAAAAAAAUGUGGUUGAUUUGAUUGGCUGCUAAUGGAAUAGACUGAGACAGAUUGCCAAUUAUUGCACAAGUAGAAAAUGCUGAUAUUUUAAGUUCUGAAUGGUUGGAAAAGACAAGGAUGUCAGCCAGUUACCUAAAAUAUUAAUAUGGCAAUUAUAAAUUAAUCAGUUACUUCUAUACGAUAUUGCCAAAGAGGAGCAUUUGGCUCAACGUAAAGAUGAAAAAACGAGCAAUAUAUUUACUAACUAUAAUAUUUAGACCUUAUCAAUUCUUUAAUAAAUUCUGCAAUACAAAAUUGACUCUAGUCAUAGAUGUUGAUUGUUAUUAUUAUAGAUUAAAAAUUGAUAAAAAUUGAUUGGGGGGGGGGGGGGGGGGGGGGGGGGGUGCUUGGUGCUGGGGGCUUUAGUUAAGGUUUACCACUGCAAGGGAUAAUGAUUUUGAGUACAAAAAUAAUUAUUCAUUAUUUCUACCUGGUAACAAUUUGGGCAAGAUUUGAGUUAUCAUUUUUUUUUUAAAGUUUGUAAUGGGGACCUAUAGUUGGAUAUUAAUGGGUCAAGAAUAUUCCACAAUGGUUUCACAUUGUUACAGCUAAUGUCCAAUCUCUCUUUUUUUUUCAGAUUUGCUAAGCCAGUAUGGGCUUGUCUUGUCUCCUGCAGAAUUUCAAGACCUAGUAACAAAAUAUGAUAUCCAUGAGAACGGAACAUUUUGCUAUAGCAAUUUUAUGCGCCAUUUUGUCUUGACUGUUAAGUCUUCUAAAGGCAGAGCACUGACUACUAGAGAAAGGGCACCAAGUAAACACCUUUAUGUAGGUACAGAUUUUCUUUGGAAAUUCAAGCAGAUUUUGACAGUCUUUCUUAUAAUAACACAACUGUUUGUCAUCUGGGGUAAGGUGGGAAAAAAGGUUUGUGGAGGAUGAAUUACCAGUAAUGUUGCUACUAAAAGGAAAUAGUAGAACAACAUAUGUGGAGGCUUGAAGUGAAAUACAGGACAAAACUUUUCAGCAAUGAGCCUUCCUCUUUACUUGUUGCUAAAAAUCCACCCAAAAUCUUUGGAAAUCUUAUUCAGGAUGUUUCAUCUACCCAAAUAUGUAUUGGUUUAGCUGAGUUACUAGGCCUGCUACUCUGAGGCCCACCUUCGUGCUGGACUGUGGCUCACCUUCCUGCUUUUAUGCACCCCACCUUCCACUGAAGCAUAGUGGCAUAAAUGGUGAGAACCAUGGCAGUAUGAAAGAUGGGCCAUAAAAGCUUAGGCUUAGGAUGCUAUUUUCCUAAAGGUGGGGGCCACUAUGAUUACAGCUAACCACAUGUGGAUUUCAGGUGUGUACUGGCGGCAUGCUACCAAUGAUACCAGCUACAUACGGUUAAAUAAUAAAAGCAUUCAAUGAACUUUAAGAUACCUGGCGUCAAGGCUGGGUUAGAGGUGAAUGUAGCAUAGAACCAAGUAUUUGGUGAUGUCACUUAACACACAUCACAAUAAAAAAAAAAGAAACCUUUGAGAAAGUGGUUACAUCUAAUUACCUAGGAACUACCAUAAAUACCAUAAAGACCUGUGUAAAGGAAAGGAUAACAGCAAGCAACCGUUCAUAUUUCAGUCUAAAAAAAAUACAUAGUACUAGUGGUAGUACUAGGAAAAAAAAGAAAAUCAUGCACCUCAAUAUUAUAAGACUAGUACCCGGUAGUGAUGUAUGCAAAGUAAACAAUGAAACAAGGCAGGACACCCCAAGAGGAUCCCAGAUCACAGAGGGGCAAAAGUGGUUUACAGACAGUAACCUAGGGGCAUAUGGAUCAUAGGUAGACCAAGACUCAGAUGUUUGAUUUGGAUUAUGUAAAUUUACAUCAGAUUGGGGUCCGCAUAUGGGAUAAAAAGCCAUUGUUCAGUCUGAAAGAAAAGAUGUGGUUCACAAAUUCAGACAAAAGAUGUGGUCCACAUAUUGAGACAAAAAGCUAUUGUUCAGUUUGAAUAAGAGGAUGUUGUGGAGCAUCCAGAGGCCUACAUGAGCUGUAGAGGCAUUUAUUAUGAUGUGAAAAUCUUUGCAUCACUUUGGAUUUUAAAGUUGAAGUGGAUAUUCUGAUGUGAAACUUAGCAUUUAUAAUUAUGAAUAGGUCACAGUUUUUAAAGAAAAUUUUUUAUAAAAAUCAGGGAGUGACCUAUUCACUUGACAUCGUAAUGAUCUGUAGUAGACUGCAUAUCUGUAGACAAGAUGUGUACUCUGGGUUCCAGCAUAAUCGACAGCAGGGGAAAAAUAAUAAUUUUCCCAGACAUAUUGAUUUUACCCAAUCGCUUCUUCCAACAGUACCGCACAACACAUCGAAUUAAAACGCUUGACCUGCACUGAACUUGUUUACCAUUUAUUUUCAAGUAAUUUUAGAACUGAAGCAAUUAUUCAAAUUUUUUUUAAACAGAACAGCUCCACCCUUGAUAAGGAAUUACCAUGCUAUUGCAACCAAUAACUAUUGGACUUAAUUGUUAUUCACUGUGAGGUACUCACUGGUAGUCAUUUUUAGGAAAAGUGGCAAAAUUGCUUUCUCCCUUUAAUCUCAAGGAAAAUCAGUUUUUGAUGUUAAUAAAAGAUCAAUUAAAGUUGUAAUGGAAAAUUUUUGUGAUGUCUGUUAAAAAAAUAUUUUUUAUAUUAGUAUUAUGUUAAAAAAGAGCCAUGUAACUUGUAACUCCACAAAGUAAGGUUGUGACCUAACUGUGAGUGAACAGCAAAUAACCACUUUAACAACCCCAAACUAAGAGUGGGUGCAACCUGUGAACUGAUGCGACAGAUAUUGGUAUGCAAAUAUAUCCAGUGUGAUUUUAAAUAAAUAAUCAUUGACAUAAGGACUAUUGAUUUUUUUACUACCUGUAUUUAAAUGGGUUUUUUCAUUCUUAUACUUACAGCAGCUACAUAAUUCUUCUAUACAAGAGGAGGAUGAAAAAGAUGAUGCAUUAAGGAGAACCCAAGAAUGCAUCCGCCAAAAGUGGAAGGAGAUGAGACGAGCAUUCAGAAAUAUUGACAGCAAGUCUCAAGGUGUGAUUCCUACAGAUGAUUUUCGCAAAGUUUUACGACAGUUUAAUAUAAAUUUAACAGAGAACGAAUUCCAAGAAAUGCAGGGAAAAUAUGACAAGAACUUAACAAAUUGGCUUAACUAUAAUGACUUUCUAAAAGAUCAUUUAUUAAGUGAAGUUUAAAGUAUAAUUUGUAUGAUAUUGUCUACCGUACCAGUAUAUCUUUCCCAGAACUAUUUAUGAAUGUGUAAACAAUGUCUCAAUUAAUUUUAUUCUACAAUACUGUAAUGAAUACCAUUACUUACUACAUACCACUACUAAUAUAGUGCUAAUAUUCCAAAACAAUUCCAGUUCCAGCCCCUUUUUCAAUUAAGAGCUACUGGUAAUUACCUGUAUUAAUCACUCUAUUACUAGUAUAUUAAUUAGCUAAGCAGAGUGAAUUGUAAAUUACAGUUUAAUUUCAGCUGCAUUGCAUUUUCAUUUAUUCAUUGUCAUUUGACUUAAAUUUAAUGUUCAAUUACAAUAUUAGUAAUAGUAAUAUACACUGUAAAAUCUGUCACUUGCUUUAAGAAUUACCGGUUUCAUAAUUUUAAGGGUUAAAAUUGAAACAAGGACAAUUGUACAGCACAGUCUUAAAAUUUAAAAGCCACAGUUGGAUUGACAUCAUUAUUAUUAUUAUAUCAAGACAGCACAAACUUUUAAUACGGUACCAAUACUGGUACUAGUAGUUGUAGAGUAGUUGUACAACCAUGGCAUAUAAUUGCAGCUUUUAGCAGUGUGCCCCUCUCUUCUCACCAACAGUCACUUUAUUAUGGGGCAAAAACAGCGAUCAUCAGGGAAACUGUUUUGUUUCUCUAUGCCACAGCUAAAUUCACUUUCAACAAGCUGUCAAAUUCUAAAAAAUAAUUCUGUAUGGUGAAUAUUUUGAUAACUGAUCCACCCGUACUCUAUUAUAUUUAAAUAUGGUAACUGAAUUAUUGUGUAUUCUUCCUUUAAUUUUUAAGGUACCGGUACGGUAUUAAAAAUACUAUAUGAUAACUCUAUUCACUAUACCGUACUUUAUUAUUUGCUAUACUAUUAUUAUAAAGUAUAAUAAAUAAGUGUUAAGUGUAAGUGUAAAUUGAACAGUUUCAAAAGAUCUUACAAAUUUAUAUAUGUUCAAUACAUUCGAUACCAGAACAGUACUUCCUAUGAUACAGGUACUAAUAAUAAUAAUAUUCCAUAAAGCAUACAUUUAAAAAAAUGUCAACCGAUUCAUUUGCCUGUUAAUAAUGAUUUGUUCUAGUUUUGUUUUUGUAGGUGCGUGUUUCAGUGUUUGGUGCUGAGACUGAGUAUUUGUGUAACUGUUGCUAUGCGCUUUGUAUUUUGUGACAUAUUUGGGAAAUGUUUUAAUUAAUUAGUAGUAAUUGAGUGGAAGUAAUGGAGUUGCAGAGUGAGAACAGAGUUAAUGCAGUCGCACCAAUUAAAGUUAAAGAGACACUCCUAACAUUUGUAUGUUAUUUGUACUGGUACCACCAGUAUGCAGAAUUGUAAAUUGUAUCACAAGCAAAUAAGUUAGUUGAAGUACGGGUAGUUAUAUCAUUUUCUAACCCUCUUUACUCUAUAAACACACAAACUUUAAAUUUCUAAACCCUUGUGGUAGUGGUACUUCCAGCCAUUGUAUGCCAACUACUUACUACUAUUAAUACCACACUAGUACAUGAUAUAUUUUAGUUUUAAGCUACAUCUCAAUGCUUGCAUUAAUUGGGUAAUCUCCAUUGUACUAUACCAGUACUUAUAGUUAUAGUAAUAUUUCAGAUGCCUGUGGUGUAAUUUAAUAUGUUGACUUGGGUAAUAUGUAUUUAUUUAUUAUAUGCUCAAAACAAAGAUGUACAAUUACAGUGUAAUAAAAAAACAUCAAUUUUAUUUGGAUAAUACUAAUACUUGUGAAAUUUGGUAACUACCAAAGUCUACUAUACUACUAAACAUAUUCUGGUACUAAUAUAAUUGCGUAACCUAUACUGCUGCCUGGAAGGAAGGCCUUCCGAAAACCAUUUAAUGUUUUCGUAAAAUGUACAAGUUACAAGGCCAUUUAUUAGUAAAUGAGUGUUAAAUUUUUUAACUAAUCAACUGCUUAUUUAUUAUUUGCGAACUAGGAAUUAAUUUUUUUUAAAAGAAUCUUAGACUUAAAUGAAUAAUAUAAAAACGUGAUGACCCACUUUCAACUAUUAUUCCAUGCAACCUUCUGUUCUAAAAGGUUGCCCACCUCAGGUACAGCAUGCAUAAAUCCUAAUAAUUGUGUCAUUUUUAUUCUUGCAUUAAA
Molecule: messenger RNA, 54692 nt
Organism: Lymnaea stagnalis (great pond snail)
Lineage: Eukaryota; Metazoa; Mollusca; Gastropoda; Lymnaeidae
Source: the annotation of a GenBank genome assembly